AAUUUAUGCAAGGUAUCAAAUGUCAUUUCCUUAGCAGCGACCAGCGUCUCAACGGAUCAAACAUCAAACCACAAGAUGGCGAUGUGGCCGACUGUUUUGAUUAGCUCGUUGUUAACUGUUGGCUUUCUUUCCCUCGAUACUCAGGCCGCAAAUGUUGCUCUUUUCAAGCCCACUAAAGCUAAUGCAACUUGUGGAUCUCCAGCGGAAACGUAUUAUAGCGUCGUGGAACGCUCCAAACCACUGAGGUUGAGAAAGCUUUCCGUCUGUGACUGCUGCAAUGCUUCCAAUCCUGGUGUAUCGCAUAACGCGUCAAAUAUGGUUGAUGGAAAUUUUGCAACGUGGUGGCAGUCUCCAGCAUCUGUAGAUAAAACAUCUAUUACAAUUGAUCUGAGAGGAAAUUAUCAAAAGGUAAGCGCCACCAGAGUUAAUAUUCGAAUUGAAAUUCUUCGCAGAUGCAUAAACUCGCGCGCAGGUUUUCAAAUCAAACGAAAAUAACCAAACUUCGUGUUCUUUGCAGGAUUUUUGUUGUUUGUUUGCUAUGUGAAUGUGAGUUUAUAGAAAAAGAUUUAUUCUGUAUCGUUCAUGGGGAGAAAUUCAGGAUUAAACCCAGAAGGAAUUCAUACAACCGUUAGCUGAUCCUUGCCAAAUUCCUCUGUUGUCUUUCUUGUAUCGGAUGGCAUGCUUCCUUGUCUAUUACCAUGGGAAUCACGUUCAAAUACAGCACCCUCAUUUUUAUCCUAAAUAUAAUAUAACUUAUGCUAGUAACUGUUGUAUCACUGUUGGUUUAAACUUGUGUUAACCAAGGGCUCUGACCAUACCGUGGAACCCUGUGUUAAGACACACACUGAGGGGACCACAAUUUAAUGCCCAAAACAGACCUUUUAUUGAAACCUUAUUAAUAUUAGAGAAAUGAAACAGGACAGAAGCAUCAUCAAACUUUACCAUCCCUAUUUCCAAGUGACGUAAGAUUUUUUGCGGUCCACUUGUCAGUACAAGUGUAUAGGGUGGUUUCACUGAAGAUGAAAUGCAAUUUGUAUCAGUCAAAAAAUGAUUAGUGAUAGUUAUCCAUUUAUCGAUUGGUUUUCAAAUAUCAGUCAUUGCACUCGUCAGGACAGUAGGAGAAAUGUUUGCAUUGGUACUUAUGCAGCUACUGAGUUACAAAUUGAUUUGUGAGCGUGCUAAUAAAUUACUAUUUUUCAUUUUUUAGUUUUACUAUGUGAACCAGUUAGUCAUAAGAUUUGGUGAAUACUACCGACCUGGCCAACUUGCAUUCUACAAGUCUAGCGAUUAUGGUCAGAGCUAUGAGCCAUGGCAUUAUUUUGUUUCAAAUGUGGAUGAUUGUCAGGAGAAGUUUGGUGUGACAUAUAAGACCAAACCAACUACAGUAAAUGACGUCCUUUGUAUGGAAUAUACAUCAGAAGCUGUUGAUAAGAAUGAUGUGGUAUGUUCUCAGGGUUCUCAAUAGAGGCCAGCGCCUGACGUUGGUCGCUGCCUACUUUGGAAUUUGUAGCUGCUUAGUUUGCAUGCUUUUUUAUUCCUUUCCCUCCCUAGUUUAUGGUCCCUCCGUUUGUCACAGCCACUUUAUAUUUAAGGUUGAGCAGACGCCUUUAUCAAAUCCUAUUGAGUGAGCACCUUGUGUUUUUUUACACAUAUGGCAAGCGCUCCCUCCGCCACUUGGGGUCCAAUCUCUGGCGAAAAUUAUCCCCAGACUUGAGAGAAGUUACCACCUUAAAAUGUUUCAAAAACAAAAUACGUACAUUAGAUAUAGUUACACUAAUGGAUAAUGGAUGCAAGUGUUGUCAUCUCUGCAAUUCAUAGACACAUUUGUCAUACUGUAAAUAUUGUUAAUGUCAUUAAUUUUUUUAUACCUGCGCCUAUAUUUAAAUAUUUUUUACUCUAAUUUAUAUUUAUUUAAUUUGUGUCCCCUAAUUAGCAUAGGUUUUUAACCUAAGCUAGGAAGCUUCUUUAGACACCUUAAUAAAGUUUCAUCAUCAUCAUCAUCAUCACACCUGUGAGCAGAGCCUCCUUUUGUCUUCUUGAUCGAGGAGGAGACGUGCAGACUCUGCCUGAAUCACAUCAAACCCGCAAGGUCGCCGCAGCCCAAACUUCUGGACCAGUUAAUCUUGUUUUCUUUUGUCUAAGUGGUUUGUUUGAGUGCGAGCAUCCGUUUAUUGAUAAACCGAUGGUCUUAACUGAACCCGCUGUAGCAAGCACAGGGCUAUUAGGCUUGAGUUCGAAACUACAUCCUAGCGACAGGUCACGCAUGCUCAACAAAGAUCUUACUUCAUACAUGCAGAGUCUUUCUUGAGUACUCCAAAAUUAAGUAAGCGAAGAAAAGGCUCUCCUGGCAGGGUGGUUCAAUUAUUGAGCAUAUUCUUUUUUGUUUUGGAUAUAAAUUAUUAGCAGGGUGCAAAGAAAGUCAGUUUUAUAGCUUGCCAUUUGGGCAAGAUGCAGCUAACGUGUAGUAGCCCAAAAGUCAUUUCAACCUGCCUGAAAAAAAUUUUCGAUGAGCAAGAUUGAUUACAAAUUAUUCCUCUGUAAUUUGAAUUCCCCAAAAAACCUCACUUGCCCAUUGGGCAAGUUAAGAACAGAAUUUACUAGCCCCAUAGUAAAAUCCACUAGCCCUGGGCUAUCAGUCACUACCUUCUUAGCAUAUUGUUUUAGUGUGAAUUUGAUCUCUUUUUAACUUCUACAUGGGCUUGUAAAAACUUUAAUUUGACCUUGUCCUUUGGGCAAGCAGCUCUCACUUUUUGCUUCUGGGGCCAUUUGUUACUCGUCUUAGUUGAUGAUUUUGUUGCUAGGAUGAUUUGCUUGGACACCUGCCCACUGCUGGCAAGUAAGCUUUAAAAGUUAGAUGCCCAGCAAAAAAAUUUACUUGUCGUGGACUGCUGGAUGGGACUUGGCCUGUUCUGCUAUGAAACUUGCAAAACCUUGAUCACCAGAGACAUUAAUUUGUGGAAUUUUGUUGUGUAACAUAAUGUAAGAAGAAAGCCAAUAAGGCAAGAGGAGACUAAGGCCUGGUUCAAACAUUGAAUUUCACAUGUGCCGAACUUAACACGAGAGUUAAAUGUAUGUGAAGUGCGAUGUUUGAAUCAAUUAAAUUUGACUGUUUAAAUUAAGUGCAAUGUUUGCCAUAUCUUAUCAUUUUCACAGAGAUUUCCACAUCAAUAACCUUCAGGUUGUUUUUCACAUUCAUUGGUUCUGAUCCUAAUGUCCUCCUUACCACCAGAAUCACCUUUGUCACAUCCUCACAUUUUUCAAACCUCUCUCACAAGAUACUUCUCAACUUUUUCAUCUUCCUUUUCUCUCACCCAUCCAUCCUCUGGAAUUGCCUUAUAUAUAAUUUGACAGUUCUUGUUUGUCUUCUUAAUGAACACUAUUGUUAUUAUUAGUAGUAGUAGUAGUAGUAGUAGUAUUAUCAAAUUUACUAUGCUCAUAAAGUUCUCUACCUUUCUUCCCAGAUAUCCUUACUGUUGGUUGGUCCCAGGGGAGAUGUUAAUAAUCCGUCCAAUGAUCUACUGGUUUGUAGAAAUGUCCUUUUGAUGUUGUAUGCAACCACUCAGAGCAGCCCUCCAAGUUAAAGUUUUUGCUUGGUCGCCAUUUGGUGACCAUUGGAGACUUUUUUACAAAUCAAGUUGCCAGCUUCAAAAUUUUAGGCACCAUGGUGACUAAAAUGAUUGCAAGUGGGAGGGUUGACUCAUAAGAAAAUUUACCAGCCCCUCUGCAGCCUAAUAAUUAAGGCACAACUGUUGUUUUGAGAGCUGAAGUUCUAAUGUCAGGAGACCAAUAAUCCUCUAGUAAGAGGGAGAAAAAACUGUAGCUGUUAAGAUUGCCUAACAAUGUAGUCAUUCUUUAAGCCAAUCCCAAAAAUGCCAAAAUAUACUGAUCCAUUGGAAGCAUUUCAAAUCGUUUGUACCAGUUGUGUCGACGAACAUUCAGUGAACCAUUGUUGAUGUGAUGAGCAUUGUUGAUCUGAAUUUUUGCUGGUUCAUGAGAAAAUUCAUAUGCAUAUUGAUAUACAUGUAUCGACUUCUUGUAAUAAUAAAGUACUCAAGUGACUCAAAUAAUCAUCGGUUGUAAAGAAAUUUCCACAUGAUGAUAUUUUGUAUAACUGUUUUGUUUAUUUUAAACUAUUUUAGGAUUGGAUGAAUGUGACCAAUGUCCGUUUGCACUUUUUAUCACUGAGACGGAUCUUUGACGGUCUGGCUGUCAGAUGGGUAUGAAUCAUAAUAAUGAUAAUUAACCUUUAUGUGUUCUGUUGUAAUACAGAGACUUUUUAUCAUCAAGAAAACUAAACUGUAGUUAAAAAAUUUUGCCAACCUUACUAUUAAGCUUCUGAACCCUAAUCUCAGCACACUGGUACCCAUUAACAUAAUUAUUUUGUGCUUGAUGAUGAGAAUUUGUUGAACAGAAAAGAGUUACAGGUGUGAAGUUGCCAGCUAUUAGCUUUGUAUUUACUUGGUGAUAAUUCUCUUAAGCAGUGAUAUUUUAAGAAGAAAGUAAAAAUGCUGGUCACUUUUUGGGUUAAAAGGGUGUACUGUUUUUUUCUUAAACAGCACCACUAUGCUGUACGGGAAGUUGAGGUUGAUGCCUACUGCUUGUGCAAUGGACAAGGAAAUGGAUUGCAGUGUGUUUAUAAUGCCACACUUGGAGAUAAUCAGUGCACAUGUCAGGAAGGUGCAUGCGGCUUAGACUGCGGAACCUGUUGUCCUGCUUACAAUCAGUAUCCAUGGCAACGUGGAAACAAAGGCCCUCUUGUAGCUGACCCAGAUGCUAGAUGUCAGCGUAUGUUGUAACCUUACUUUUGGCAUUUUUAAAUCCAAGUUCACGUUCAUUUUUUACACUUGCGGUUAGGGUCUUGAAGGUCAAGGCUUGACUGACAGACAUCGUGAUAAUAACUGACCAAUCAGGGCACGGUUCCUCGAAAGAUGAUUAAGAAUAACCCAGGAUUAAGCCAAAGUUUAAGCAAGGUUUUCUUGUCUAUGAACAUGCAACUGUCACAGCUUAAAAAAGACAAUUCGGCCUUUACUCCAAGAUGCAGUAAUGAUAGCACAAAAUGUUACUCUAAGUAAUACUUAGGAAGGAAAAAUACAAAAACAGAUCAACAUUUUAAAUCCUUGAUUAGGACUAAUCUCCCUUUCAGAAAACGGGCCCAGGUCAACGAUAAUUGUUACCAUAAAGAGAACUGACAAUAGACAAAUAACUUUGACUCUAAUAAGACUUUUGCACAGGUUUUCUAAAACACUUGUCACUGUCAUCAACAGUCGUGAUCAUGGUUACACUCCUGGGCUGUUGUUAGUAAGUUAUGAAGCAGUGUGUGGUAGCAAGUGAGGUUUCAACUAUGACAUUUCUGAAGAAAGCACUUAUUAGUGUGUUCUUGAGCUUUCCACUUUGAUCACAGGUAACAUCGAGUAACUGGUGAGCUCAGCUGUCAGCUCAGCUGCCAACUUAUCAAAACUACUUAUUUUAACUUUGUUAAAAUAAGACAUAUUUUCUUUUCUCUCCAGUGUUAAGUAAGGUACAUUUGGGUCUGGUGUCAAAGCAAACUAAAUUGUUUUAUUUUUCUGCAGGUUGCAACUGUCACAACCAUAGUGCAGUGUGUGUAUAUAAUGAAACUGUCGCUCAGAUGAAUAAGAGCUUAGACAUUCAUGGAAAUUAUUCUGGUGGAGGAGUCUGUCAAAACUGCCAGGUAAUAAAAACUAACACAUACAUGCAUUUUGAAAGUAUAUUACAGUUUGCUGGAUCAUGAAAACUAAUAAGUUAACUGUUAAAUAACUCUUCUUUCCUUUAGGAUAAUACUGAAGGAAUCAACUGUGAAAAGUGUACACCAUUUUUCUUCAGACCAAGCAAUAAAUCUCGCUGGGACAAAGAUGCUUGUCAAGGUAGUCCAGUUACAGUGGAGAUUGCAUUACAGUGUUUGUCACUUGACAAAGUUUUUGAAGUCUUUCUGACAUGUUUUCCAAACAUUUUUGAGAACAUCUGCUAGGUUCAUUAUAUACAGUUGUCAAAAAUAACUAUGUAAAAAUUAUAUAACAAUAGCUAGUAGUAACUGAAAAUUAGGGGAGUGCGUCUGACAGUGAUUUCACUGAACCAUUCACAUGAUUUUUGUGCAAAGAAGGCUAAAAAUUGAAACUGAGGCAGAAUGUAGAUACCAGCUUCUGGUCGAGAAAAAGCCCCUGAAAGAUUUGAUAGUAUUGUUUUGGUGUAUACAGGGUACAAAGAAAAUCAUUUUUACAGCUUGCCAUUCAGGCAAGCUGAAGUUAGCAUUUACUAGCCCAGAUGUCAUUUCAACUAGCCCCCGAAACCUUUUGACUAGCAGAAUUGAUUUCACGGUUUUUCUGUUAUUCAAAUUCCUAAAAAAACAUCACUUGCCCGUCGGGCAAGUUAAAAACAGAAUUCACUAGCCCAAUAACAAAAUCCACUAGCCCUAGGCUAUCAGACACUACUUUUUUUGCACGCUGUUAUAAUGUUAUAGAGUCUCCUUCUGUAUUACCUUGUAUCUUCAACAGGAGAAUUUGAAAUUAGAUCAGUAGUCCCUUGGGGCCCUAACACUUUGGACCCUAUCAAGAGUAUCAAAAUUUAAAUUCUCAUUUGUCACCCCUAUACAUUCCCUAUAUAAAUAGUGGAGGGAAGUAGAUCAAGUAUAUAAAAAAAUUAAUGUUGUGUGGUCGUGUCCUUUAAGGGUUAUAUUAACUAAAUAUUUUCAUUAACAUGAUGGCUGAACAAGAGAUCAAGAAUGUUAUUUCACCGACACUUAGAGCUAUUUUAGUAAUGUUCAUUACUUUUUGAAAUUUGUAGCUCUUUCACUGCAGUAAUAUUUUUGUUGUUUUUUUGGACAGAGUGUAAUUGCAGUGUUGAAGGAACUAGAAAUGUAACUCUCCCAGGAGUUUUGUAUCGAGACUGUAUAAGAGAUGACACAGUUGUUCCCCCUCAUCCUGGAAUGGUAAGCUAUGAUAAUGAAGUGAAAAAAAACCAAAAACAAAAGAAAAUCCAUAAAUUGUACCAAAUACCUUCAUUGAAUUGUACCGGUAAAAUAAUUAGCCUACCUCAGGAAGAUAUCCCUUAGAGCACAACCUUGGUAAGUUGUCCAGUGCUCCUGCUUUCUGAUCACGCAUUUGUGUAUUCUUGAGACCCACUUAAGGUAAAAAUUCGGACAAGUGACAUGGGCUUGAAACCGCAACAUAAGCACAAAAUUUAAUGAAGCAGUUACAGGGCUUCUGAUAUUUCGCGCGGUCACGGAGCCACGAGAUUCAGGUAAAUCCGUGAAAUCCUGCGAAAUUCACAAAAACACGAAAAAUACUGCAAAAUUCGGAAGAAAUCUUAUCAAAUACAUGUCUGUACGACAUAUUUGAAACUUAUUUCAGCUAUAGGGGCUAUUUACUUGCCGUAAACGUGCAAAUUUAUCUUGGAACUUCAUCACUGAAACGUCCUGAAACCACCAGGCAUAGAUUAUGUUGCGAAAAACUGGGCACUAGCCAUGAUGUUAAAGGCUUUGCCAUUGGUUCAUUUCUGGAACAUAUUGUUGUUGAAAGAGCAAAGGAUGACCUCUGUUAGAAAAACGUUAAAAUGCUGGUCUGAUCAGUGCAAAACCGAUCGAUUUCUAGCGAAAUUUGCCCUGAAAACAGCCACAAAAUCGGCCGUUUUUUACCGAUUGCUUUUUAGUGAAGUUUGCCCCGAAAACUCCUGCGAAAUCGGCCGAUUUUUCCGCGAAUUUGUCCCUAAAAAUCCCGCGAAAUUUUACUUUUUCUUCCGCGACCUAUCAGAAGCCCUGUAGUUAGAAAUGACGGAAGGGUGGUUUGAAACUGUGAUAGCAAGGAGAAAGAUCUCAAAUACAUAAGUAAAAUUUCUGCUUCCUCCUCAAUGCGAUAAACAACAGCUUUUGUAAUUUAGACUAGAGACAUGCAUACCCCCUCCUACACCCCUAACAGGGACUCAUAACAGAGCUUGCAGCUUAAUCUAUUUUGUCUUCAAAGUGCUACCUACUUCAUUAAAAAAAUCUUACUCUCAAAAUUCUUAAUUAAUGUAUUCAACAUAGCUGCCCAGGGAGUAAAUAUUAUUACAUUAAUAUAUGUUGUGGUUAAUAAUUUUUAUCUUUGGUUGAAAUUUUAUUUUUCUUAUUGUUUCAAACUCAUUAUCAUACAUUACCAUACCCCCAAAAUGAAGGAAAAUAAAGUGUAGGCCAAGGAUAAAAUUUAACCACAACAUGUACAUAAAGACAUCUGGGGUCAUAGUAGGCUGCACUGAAUUUUUUCAGGGACCUGGUGACUGUAUCUGUAAAAACAACACCAUGGGAAGACGGUGUGACCUCUGUAAACCUGGUUACCACAAUUUAUCAGCAGAAAAUCCUGAGGGGUGUCAAGGUAAUAAUAUGAUAUGAUUAUAUAUUGUUAAUUAAUUAUUGUUACUUACCGCAGCUGAGUGCAAUGCAUAACCUCGAGUGUUAAACAAAGAGUGCAGUACACUGACUGAUGUCAUUAUUAGAAAAUAUCUACCUGACAGUUCUCUUUUCUUACAGGAGAAAAGUUUUAUUUGGCUUUUAUGUGAAUGGUUGUCUGAGUGGUUAAAUGGUGGAAGGAAAGAGGAGGAACUGGGGUUUUAAUAUUGCAUUCUUUGUAAUUUUAGAAUGUACCUGUCAUCAGCCUGGAACAGUGAAUGGAUCCAAUGUUUGUGAACCUGAUAUACAUGGUCGCUGUACAUGUAAGAAGAAUGUUGAAGGACCCCGCUGCUUAAGUUGUAAAGACAUGUUUUAUGGCCUCAGUGCAGAUAAUAUGAAUGGCUGUUCAGGUACUUGUCCUUUGUGAAAUGAAUAAAGUCAGCUGUGUGGGUUAUACAGAAGAAUUUAGUCGGUGUCUCUCUGAAUAUGCGCUGGUCGAUAAUUUAGAAGUUUGGCAUCCUGAUAUGCUAAAGGAAUUAGUGCUGAUCUGGGCAUGGAAGGAAACCUAUCCUUUAUUCCCUCAUCUGCUAUCUGACUUGUGAGCUUUUAGAACUACUGCAGUUUACUGCAUUACAAAGGUGCUUAUUAAUACAUGUAAUAUUUUGCAGGUGUUUUUAACAAGAUGGCUUUAAUAGAAUUAUUUUCUGUUAGCAAGUCAAAAGUGGUGACUGGGUUCAGUACAGUGUAGUUGUAAAAGGGGAUUCCUUUACUAAAACAAAAGAAUGUAUAAAUGACACCAUCUUAAAAAUGUAAUAAUGCUGUAAUUCUUAAAUUCAAUUCUCUUUUAAGAGUGUGACUGCGAUGUUGGGGGUUCAUAUGGUCCAGUAUGUAAUAAGACAACUGGUCAGUGUGAAUGCAAAGGGAACAUAACUCAGCGACAGUGUAACAGGUGAGAAGCAUAACUAUGAAUCUAAAAAUAAAUGAACAAAAUAACGAGAAGUUAAAAAGUACAUGUACCCAAUUAAUUUUGAGGAGGAUGAACUAGCUGCUUUAUUUCUGUUUCUUAAGAUUAAAAUGAGUUGCAAAGUGCAUGUAGUCAAUUUAGUUUUACCUUUUGAAAUAACUCUGAAUAUGAAAUACAUGUAUAAAGUACAUAUAAUAGUUUUGUUUUAUUAUUGUCUUGUAUUAUCCAUUCAAAGAGCAUUUACCAGUCAUCACUGGUAAGAUGACCUUUGUACAAGUUUCUCCCUUGGGUCAUGCCUGAGUCAUAUUGAAGCAUGCACUGUGUAACAGUACACAACUUUCAGGAAUGGCCAGGGGUUGGAGAUUUCCCCCAGUUACUAUGAGCAUGACUCCUGGCUACUUUACAGGAAACAAAAGGAAAAUAGAGCCAAAGGAGCUUCCCAGCUACCUAGCCAUUCCCUUACUCAUUUACUAAUUGCAUAUGCACAGCAACUUGAAAUCUUAGUGAUGGAGCCCUGACAGGGUGCCUGUAGCUUCACCAACCAUAUUGCAUUGUCCUAGUCCAGUUUUCUCCUUCCUCUCCCCCUUCUCUCCCUGUUUCUAUCGCUUGUCAAGUUUUUGUGAUGGGUGCCUGGAUGCCUUCCAUGGUGGCUCAACUGAUGGCUUGGUUGUAGGGAUUGCUCUCCAUGGGAGUGGCACUCAGGGGUCUAGGGGCUGCUGACUGGCUGGCCUCCAGUGUACACCAACCUCCAUUUAGCAUGUAAUGCGGUUAAGUCAACUUGUUAAUUAAAGGAUGUGUUUCUUUUUUUUUUGUUAGCCCUCGAGAUGGAUUCUACUACCCAACUCUGCACUUCAUCAGUAGUGCAAGCUCACAUAUAGUUACAUCCCAACAGGUAUGAGCAUUUAUCAGGUUUACAUUAUUUUAAUUGUUGAUGCUAACAUGCCGAUGUAUCCCAACAUUAGCUGGCAAAAACCCAAUGACAUUAUCCACAAUAUUGUUCAAUUUUUUGUGUUGUAGGGAAAUAAAACGUGGACAACAACAGUGAACAUUGUUCAAGGAGUUAGGUCCAGUGGCUUGUUUACUCUUAUUCUCUCCUACACGAGUGCUUCAAGUGUUGUUGUAGAAAUCAGUACAGGAUCUAGAUCUGCUGAGGUGUCCCUCAGUAGCUGUCCUCAGCGCUGUUAUUUCAACUUGUCAACACUGUUUGGAGAAAUGUCUCUCAGAGGUUCAGUUGUUGUAAAUGUGACCUAUGGAGCAUCUGUAACUCAGUUUACAGCACUCAAGAUAGUGGCCUUACCACGAGAAUUUUAUCAGCCAUCAAUACUUCAGAACUCAACAGGAGAGGAUUUCUUGGCCAACUGUUCGGUCAUAGACAAUGACAUGGGAGUUGGGACUGACAGGGAAGAGUUUUGCCUUGCACAAGUUUUCUCCCUUGUAGUCAGUUAUCUUGGGAGAGCUUUGCGUAAGUUCAUCAUGUACCAGAAAUUGAAAUAUUAUAGAAUGAUCUUUAUUUUUAAACUACAGUAUAUCUUGAGCGAUCUUGGUAGAAUCUUCAGAAGUUAAGUUUUGUCAAGAUUUUAUGUCUUAUUUAUAAUUUUAUGUAUUUUAUUAGUUUUUAAACCCCCAAUAAUACACCUUGUUCACCCUCCAAAUUUUGCACAAUUCAUUGUUUUCAAACGUUGUUGGGAAUAUGCAGCCCUACCAUUCCAGCAAAAUUUGACAGCAAUCGUUCAUGUUAAAUUUGGGGGGCAAAUAGAGUGUAUUAUGGCCCAUGGGAAAAUAGACUUCUAGAAUACAGUUGUCACAUUCACUAAAUGUAUAAUUAUUUGCAUACUUUUUCUUACAUUGCUACAUGACUGUAACUAAAUAUUUCUGUUAUUCUUGCUUGAUCAUUGCUUGUAGCAUGUGAGUGUGAUGGAACUGGUUCAGUAAACAGUACAUGUCAGAAGUACGGGGGUCAGUGUCAUUGUAAGCCUGGAGUAACGGCAAGGACCUGUAACCAGUGUAUUCCUGGAUUCUAUAAUUUUUCCUCACAGGGUUGUUCAGGUAAGAUAUUAAAAUCUGAAUAAGUUAGUUGUCUCACUUGCAGUUAUUAUACACAUUGAAAACUCACUCUUUACAGUGCAAUUAGACAAUAUGAAGGUUCCAUUUGAUGGCCUGGGGCUUUGGCAGCUACAAAACACAGGUCACAAGUGCAUGUCAGUGGCACUCUAUUGAUAGAUAUGAAACUGAGAUAAGUAGUUUCCCCUUAGAUUUCAGAUUGUGAUUAGGGCUAAUAUCAGACAUUUUUAGUGUUGUUUAUUCGCCGUGGAACAGUGACUUGUGACCUGUAACCUGUGACCUGCUAUUUGUAGCUGCCACCUGGGCUAAAGUGAUUAGCUAGUUUUUGGGGAUUGGUAUAGUUGUCUCUAUGUUUAGUUAAUCAUGCACCAGUGAAAAAGUGGAUAACUGGUUUACAAUGCACCUUGGUCAAUCAGAUGAUCGAGUAAUACUAAACUACAGGAUGGAAUAUUAAUUUUUUUGAGUGAUAUGUUUUUGUUUUUGAAAGCUUAAUGACUGACUGAAAAUUUGUUUUGCUAAUUUUUUUCAGCUUGUGGUUGUGAUGGAGAAAACAAAGUUUGUGAUUCCAGCACUGGGCAAUGCGUGUGUCCUCCUAACACUGUGGGUCGUACAUGUGGCCAGUGUAACUACACUUACUGGGGAUGGAAUGAAACUGUUGGUUGUCAGGUAAUGUAUUUAUCUUCUUCCAAUUUGACAUGCCCAAUGGUGAUGCAGUAGUUCACAUUGUUCCACAGAUAAAGACAGAAACUUAACAAGUAAGAAUGCCAACUGGCCUGAUUUGCCUAAUAUGGCUAAAUGUAAUUUAAUUAGGCGAGGUUAAACACUGUUAAGGACAAUUCAUGUUGCUCGCAUUUCCAUUUGUGUAUGGUCAUUUGGGCCAUUUUAAGGAUAAGGAGUUGAAUUCAGGACUACCAAGAACAACUCCAGCUAGCAGCCAGAUAAGGACUGCAGAGUUGUAGUGGUGUAGCUUCCUAAACCCAGGCUCCAUCAUGCUGCCUCGAUCUGUUGGAAUUGCUCAGAUUACUGUAAUGUAUUUAUUUAUUUCUCCUUAAUAGGCAUGUAACUGCAGUACAAUUGGAUCGAGUAAUCUCCAGUGUAAUCUCACCUCGGGAAUUUGCAGGUAAAGUGAAUUACUGAUCAUCUCAAACUCUUGAAACCCCAUGCUAAAGUUGCCUUUCUUUGUGAGACUUUUGAAUGCCAUCCUUAUCAAGGCCUCUUUAUUUUCCCAAUUCAGCCACACAAAAAAUAUAUAAAUAUUAAAUUAUUUUUUAGAACAAUCAUACAAUCUGGGAAUCCUGUUAAUAUUUUCAACUGACAUUUACACAACUGUAAUGACCAUCCAAACAAACAGAAAGAAGCAAAUUAAAACGAGUGAUAAUUUAUAGAAAGCUGCUGGAUAGACGUACAAGUAUGCGGAAGGAUCUUUUUGUGUAAGAUGCUCAGCUUGAAGGCCAGCUCUCGUUGCUGACUUAAGAUAAGAUGUCCUUUCUUCACAUAUUUCUGUUUAUGUUUGACAGCUGUAAGCCAGGAGUGCAGGGAGAUAAGUGUUCAGAGUGUAUGGAUGGCUAUAAGAAUUUCUCCAGUCAGGGUUGUUCAAAUUGUUCCUGUGAUGGUAGAGGUAGUCUGAGUGAAGUGUGUGAUAAGCCGUCCGGUCAGUGCCCUUGUAAGGUGAGUUUCCCUUUGGGCAGGCUUUAAAAGUGACUUUCUUUGCACCUUGAUUACUUCAUCUCUUUUAUUAUCAUUGUUGUUUAAUUUUUCUUCAGAACAACUCUGCUGGUUUGCUGUGUAAUGAGUGUAAGAGUGGAUUUUUCUAUCUGACAAGUAGUAAUCCCCAGGGAUGUACAAACUGUGUCUGCAUGGGAAUCAGUUCAAACUGCAGUAGCACAAUGGAUUAUAGAACACAGGUAGUUGUUAUUAUUUGUUAGUUUUUUUUUUCUUGAAAGUUGCUGGUAAUUCCUGAAAGACUUGAAGAGGUUGUUAAAAAUUGAACCAUGAUUUCCAAGAGUCCUUUUUCAAGCAUUGAUUCAUCUUUGACUUCUUCUGUAAACUAUCAUCUUCUUUGCCAUAGAGAGAGGUUGACCUUGGUGUUUGGAGUUUGGUAUCAGCAGCUGGUUUUCAGAGCUCUGUUCAACUAUCUGAAGUUUCUGUCAUGGUAAAGUUUUUCAUUGUUGGAUUUUCUAUUAAUGUUAAUAAGUCACCUGUGUUGAUGUUUUUUAUAGUGUAUUUCUUAUACAGAGUUCCUGUGGCACAUUAUGAAACAAAACCUCUUGCUAAGUCCGUCUACAAGCAAGCACCAAAUUAAUUGUUCUUGCCCCCCUUUUUUUACCACAACUUGAGUAUGUGACAUGGUUGGUCUGUUAAAAAAACCAUUGCACUUCUGGUAAUUCGUUGAGCCCAUUUGGGGCCCAGACAAGGAAUCAGUCCUGACUUGCAGGCAGGUUACUUUUGUACAGUUGUAUCUCAAUGUGAUUGACACUUCACCAUCUGUAUAAUACAUGUAUCUUGCUUUAUGUUUGUAGAAUGUGAGAAUGAUUGCUGCAAACAUCUCAACCAAUGAGACCCUCUACUGGAAAGCAGCAUCAAACUUCACUGAUCACAGUUUGGUAAGAUUACACCUCAGAGGUUUUUUUACAUGCUCAAGCAGGUAUUCUUUGAAAAAAAUUGUCUCAAACUUGACUGGACAGAUCUUGUUCGAAACAUCUGCCUGGGAAUUUUUCAUCAUUUUGCUGUUGUUGUUUUUGUUGCAUAGGAAGACAUUCAUUUUCUGCAUAUAAUCAUUUGACUGUUUUUAGGUUGAUGCUUAUGGUGGAAACCUGAGUUUCAAAUUGUAUUUCAAGGAGUUAUUAAAUGGAACACUACACUUAUCACAACCAAAGGUUAUUCUGAAGGUAAAGUCAGGUUAUCAUGUUAAUAGUAGUGGAGCAAAUGAAAGAUACAUAGUGAAGGAUCAUGGGUCUAAGUUUUUUUUGAGUCCAUGUUUCACCUAAUAAAAGGGUAGUAUGUUGUGAAAGAAGGUGAAGUGGUAUAAUUUUCUGGGUAUUUUGCUCGCCUGUGACUUUCAUCUACACACUUUAAUUUACACCUGGUAUUUAUUUGUCUGCAAAUGCUGCUAUAGUCUGCAGAAUGGUCAGGGUUUUAUUAUUAAAGCAUCUGCAGGGCAUUGGUUAUUUGACUUUCAUCGAAUGAGUUCUCACAAUUUUUUUUACAGGGAGUCAAAAACAUCUCAAUUGAGCAUGCUCUAAUGUCUGUGCCAGCUGACCAAGUAGCCACCAGAACAAUAUUGAUGAAAGAGGUAGGUAUUUAAAUUAUAUGUACAUGAAGCUGAAUGUGUACUUUAUGUCUUUCACCUUCAAACCAUCUUUUGUUUUCUUUAUUUUUUUUUGCAGAGUUCUUGGUCUUAUAGUGGAAGUUCCACACCAGUGACAAGGGAAGAGUUUCUUCUUGUCUUGGCAAAACUUCAAGGGUUACAUAUAACAGCAUCAUUUUACUCUGACGGACAAGGUUUCUACCUUACGAGGUAGAUUGAGCUAGGAUAAUUUGCAUUUGACUUGCAUGUUUAUACAUUUUACAUUCUGGAAUAUUAUGUUGAGAGUACUUACAGGUCAUUUAAAUGUGAAAAAUGUUAUUAUAAAUUAAAUUAAAUAAAAAUAAUAAAAUAUUAUUCUAAGAGUUAAACAAUAAGCUCUUAUUGACUCAUCGCAAGGGAAUCAGUUGAUUUUGUGAAGCUGAGGGCAACAUAUCCAGAAACUCCAUUUGAAAUACAGUCAAACUCUCACCUCUACGCAACUGCCUUUUUUUUGGCAGAUAGUCCUAACAUUCACUGUUGUUUCAACCUCUCUACGAUGGCUACUUUCUUCUGUCCCCAAAGUGGACGUUGUAGAGAGGUUCAACUGGAUAUGUGAAAACAAUGUAAUUCCCUUGCCUUGUCACAAAGGUGAAAACCAGGGAUAAGUAAGUCUUCAACAAAUGCAUUAGAACUGGUCUAAACUCCAAAAUGCUAAUAAUAUAUUAUCCUGUCACUUGCAUGUUAAUCUGCAUGUUAUUAUCAGUAAGCACAAACUAAAGAACAAUGUUGUUUGCAGUCUUGGUGACUUCAAAGUCGCUGAUGUAGGUCCUGCACCAUCUGUUGCGGGCAGAGCUUACGAUGUUGAGCAGUGUAACUGUGGACAGGGAUAUUCUGGAUUGUCUUGUGAGGUAAGUGAGUUUUAAAAAAUAGUUACCAUAGUUCUAAACAACUUCCAUUCUUCGGGAAAAAUGUUAUGGUGAUUGAGGUUCUAUAUCAUUAAAAUGAUUUAUGUUAAUAUAAUAAAGGCAUACUUGCCGUGGUGACCCUCAGGGAGCAGAAAUGGUGAUGAGAACUGGAGGAGACUGUUUACAGGAAUGGUUUUUGUAAACAGCGAGUUAGGCUCGAUUAGCAGCUGCUUUUCGGAAAAUGAGCUGCCAUGCUCCUCCCCUGAGGAGUCUAUUCUCGUGAAGGACUGGGAGAGCGGGAGAAAUUGAGUUUUGUGGAAAGUUUAAAUGGUAUUUUGUCAACGCAUCUUCCGUUCUUGCUGGUACUUGCAACAGCAUUAUACCGAGAGCAAGAAAAGAGAACAAAGUAAGCAUUUGCCCUGUUUUGAAUAGUGUGAGAGCACUGCAGAACUUACUUGAAUAUGUUACAAACAAAUUAUACCAACUUGAGGUUAAUCUUGUUAAAAUAAUACAAUCAUUUGCUCCUUAUGUAAGGAGAUCACACCAGCACUAGAUACCCAGUAUUAUAUAUUUUGUUGUUCAGCGUGUUAUCAUUUAUCUUAAAACAGCGUUGUGCCAGGGGCUAUCACAGAGUGAAUGUAUCAGGGGACUUUUAUCUUGGAAAGUGUGAGCGGUGUAACUGCAAUGGACAUUCUGAUGAUUGUGACCCUGCUACUGGACAGUGCUUGGUGAGUGAAACUUUUCUCCUCUAACUUGAUAGGAGGACGUUUCUUUAAGAUGUACUUCUUUAAUACUUAUUAUGGGUUAUUCUGUUAACUUUGCUGAAAUAGUCAGUUUAUUGUAAGCAUCUGCUUAAAUUUCUCAAGUGUUGAAUCGAAACAAUUGAAUUUCCAUUUUCGGGGUUGGUUUCUCUUGUGCUAAAUUAAACAUGCUGCAAUCAGCAACAAAAUAAGUUGAGAUGUACUUUGCCCUAAAGGGGAGGGCCUCUCUGACAUUUUGCCAACUUAAAAAGGGGAAAAUAAAGCUUUCCCUCCCCCAUCCCCUUCGUGCAUGUGCCACUCUUCAAACUACCUGUUGGAAACGGCAAACACCCCAACUUUANAAAAGAGAACAAAGUAAGCAUUUGCCCUGUUUUGAAUAGUGUGAGAGCACUGCAGAACUUACUUGAAUAUGUUACAAACAAAUUAUACCAACUUGAGGUUAAUCUUGUUAAAAUAAUACAAUCAUUUGCUCCUUAUGUAAGGAGAUCACACCAGCACUAGAUACCCAGUAUUAUAUAUUUUGUUGUUCAGCGUGUUAUCAUUUAUCUUAAAACAGCGUUGUGCCAGGGGCUAUCACAGAGUGAAUGUAUCAGGGGACUUUUAUCUUGGAAAGUGUGAGCGGUGUAACUGCAAUGGACAUUCUGAUGAUUGUGACCCUGCUACUGGACAGUGCUUGGUGAGUGAAACUUUUCUCCUCUAACUUGAUAGGAGGACGUUUCUUUAAGAUGUACUUCUUUAAUACUUAUUAUGGGUUAUUCUGUUAACUUUGCUGAAAUAGUCAGUUUAUUGUAAGCAUCUGCUUAAAUUUCUCAAGUGUUGAAUCGAAACAAUUGAAUUUCCAUUUUCGGGGUUGGUUUCUCUUGUGCUAAAUUAAACAUGCUGCAAUCAGCAACAAAAUAAGUUGAGAUGUACUUUGCCCUAAAGGGGAGGGCCUCUCUGACAUUUUGCCAACUUAAAAAGGGGAAAAUAAAGCUUUCCCUCCCCCAUCCCCUUCGUGCAUGUGCCACUCUUCAAACUACCUGUUGGAAACGGCAAACACCCCAACUUUACAUGGAGGGGAGGGGGGUGUGGAUUGCUUUGUUCUCUGAAGUUACCUCAUUUCAUUUUGUCGCGGAUUGUAGCUGUACAGUUGUGUUGUUAAUGCUAAGGAAAGCUAAGUAUGUCGGUUUCCUGACAGAACUGUCUUCACAAUACCACUGGCUUUCAUUGCGAGAUCUGUUUAGAUGGAUUCUAUGGUAACGCUACUGAUGGGACCCCUGGGGACUGCAAGAAAUGCCCCUGUGAAAGUCCAAGAACUACAACGUGAGUAUUUUGCGCUUUAUUUAUAGACUGUAAUUUCAUAUUUCUUGGGUUAUAGCUUUUGACAUUUCUGCUUUAGCAUGUACUCAUUCAUCAAACUGUCAUUAGCAUUAAUCAUUGGGCUUGUGCAGGUUCUUGUUUUGUUAGCUAGUUUUGUGGCUUAAAGAAAAUAAGAAGCAGCUUCUCAAUUUUUUUCUCAAAUUUUCACAGUGAUAUUCGGCAUAAAUACCACAAGUGAUGUUUCGAAAUUGCUUUACGUAAUUUCACUCGCCUAUCGGCUCGUGAAAUUUGAGACAAUUUUGAAAUGUCACAUGUGGUAAUUAUACCAAUAUCACUGUAUACUACUACCCGCAAAAGGUUUGAAAUUUUCACACGCAGGUAUUUUAAAUUAAGCUGAAAUACCAUUGCUCUAAGCCUAUCAAAUUGAAUAAAUUUCUCAUUUAGUAGUAUAAACGCUGAAAUUUCGCACCAAAAUUAAGGAGUAAUUUGUCACCCAUGAUAUUACUAUAGUAAUUGUUGGAGUACAAAUCUGUCUGUUCCAGAUCCCUUUGUGUGGGUGAUGCUGAUGGUCAACCCAGGUGUCUUAAUUGUUCUGAGGGAUAUCAGGGCGAUAUUUGUGAAAGGUAAGAAUUUCAAAGUAAUUUGUGGUAAACUCCUGGUCUGUAUAAGUGCUACUCAUAGCACUUGAUUUGUAUCAUCUUUUUAGAGAUCAAAGCAUUGAUACACGUGUAUUACAUGUCAUUCUUGUGGACAUAGAAUGAAUGGUUUCAGAAAAUAACCACAACCCACUUUCAUGAUCUACCCAGUCAAAGUGUUUUUUUAGCUGUAUGCAGGAUGACCAAAGCAGGAGGCAGCAAUGGCUUAAACUUGUGUGGUUUUCAUUUAAUGGUAUUAAACUUAAGUGUUGAGUAGCCGGCAAAUAUUCCACUGGAAGCGGAAAACUUGUUAGCUCAUUUUGACUGGGCUGUUCACCGCAAAAUCCUUCUGUUUUCCCCCUUAAACGUGCUUUUUAAAAAACUUUGAAGUCCCCACUCGCUGUUGGUAUUGCCAAGGUGUAUGUAUGCACGUUGGUCACAAUCACACAGUACCCAGAUUAGAAGUUGUGUUAUAUUUCAGCUGUGUGGAGGGAUUCUUUGGUGAACCUAUGAUCCCAGGAGGAAACUGCUCAAGGUGUCAGUGUAACAACAACUCGGAUGUGUGCAAUACAACAACUGGAGAAUGUCUUAACUGUCAGUACAACACUACUGGAUCUAACUGUGAACGCUGUGAGAAUGGAACAUGGGGUAAUGCCACACAGCAGCAAUGUCAAGGUAAACUGAUCUAGCGGAAUAAAUUGUUUAGAAUCUUGUUCGGCCGUUAAAUUAAGUUAUAAUGAGCUGCCAUUGUAGAUUAGUCUUGAGAGAAAUCUGGGAACCCAUGCCCCGCACGUAGCAUAGGUGACCAUAGGUUCCCCCCCCACCCUACCCAGAUUUUACGUGGCUUGCUUCAUAAACCAAGGUGAAGGUUACAUGAUGAAACAUGGCUACCUUGGAAAGAUGACCAACCCACAAAUUUUUAGUGUAAAAAAACUGAGUGACGCGCUAUCAGAACAAUUAAUGGCUAAACAGGGAAUAGCGGAGUUUGUUUUGGCACCUCUUCGUCGUUAAUGACUGUUUUCCUUUGAUGAACGCUACCUUAAUACCUUAAUUAGUCAUGUUAAUUUACCUCACUUCUCGUGUAUGUAAACUAUAUUUUUUCUUUCCAGCUUGUACCUGUGACGGUAUUGGUGCGUUCCACAACGUUUGUAAUCACGUGACUGGCGACUGUGUAUGCAAGCCUUACGUGACAGGAAUGAACUGCUCAGCAUGCCAGGUAAGGAAUAGAUAAUAUUAUUAGGAAGCAGGGUUUUCGGUAACAUUUGGAAUUGCCGGAUGCAGGGGUUUAGCUGCUGGAUUUGCACCGUUCGUGCAGGAAGAAAAAAAAACCGUUGAAAGGUCUAUUAACACCUAAUAUAUUGCUGUAUAGUUCAUAUUUUAGACGUCCGUUAAGCCUUUUAAAAAAGAUAAUUCUUGCAAAUGUACUCUCUUGCAGCCGAACAGUUACAACUUUACCUCAAGUGGCUGCAUGGCGUGUGGUUGCAACGAAUUUGGCUCAAAUUCACUUCAGUGUAAUGAUUCAGGAAUCUGUGAGUGCAAAAACCACACCCUUGGCGUAAAGUGUGACUUAUGUGAGUGGGGAUUCUUUGGGCUUCCUAAUGCCACAUGCCAAGGUAGGGAAUUUUACUGUUUCUUUUCUUACAUGUAUUAACUUUGCUAAAUCCAUUCGGGUUAUUGUAACUUUUAUUUUAUGUACAAUUUUUGGAUGAGGACGCAGACAGUUUUUUGUUAUAUGAUAAUUUCCAGAAUGUGGUUGCAAUGAGACUGGUUCUAACAACUACACAAGGUGUGACCGCAGCACAGGCCAGUGCUACUGCAAACCAGGCGUAACAAACCGACUUUGUGAUCAGUGUUCGAUACAGCACACGAACUUCUCAGGAAACGGCUGUGAUCGUAAGUACAACAAAGCGUAAAAGCUUUAUUACUGUACAUGAACCGUACAUGAACUGUGAAUGACUAUGGUUUGAGGAUAUUGGCAGUGUAUUAGUGAAAAGUUUUGUUCUCCACAAACCAAGUCUGACUUGCAAUGUGUCCUCAACAAAGACAGUAGCUAAUCGAGUAGAAAAACAAAGCCUCUCACUCAGACGUUUUUUUGGCUUGUCACGCAAUCCUCCCCAAAUCGUGACGAAGUCCUACGUAUUUAACAGUGUUCUGUUACCCUCUGACCUUAUAUGUGGGCGAGAGACAGUGUUAGUGGAGAUGCCAUGUGACCUUGAAGAAGCCAUUGAGAGCCAGUGCAGUUGGGGGAAAAGUUCUAUAGUAGAAUCCCGGGGCGCUUUCCAUUUAUCAAGAAAUUCCGGCUGGGAUGCUAAUAGAAAACAUGUUUCCACUGGAGAAUUCCCGGGAAUAAGUGGAAUUUUGAAAACGUAGCCCUGUUUUCCCGUCGGAAACUUUCCGGUGGAAAUGCAUGUUCCAUUUACGAGUUUUCACAAGGAAUCACCAGUUCCAGGCUAUUCAUGGCAAUAUCUCUGCCACCAUUUUGAAUUUUUGGGACGAGAGCAUAAACGAAUGGAACUUGUGUCAAAUGGAACACGUUCUUCACUCGAUGGACCUUUCCAUGGACGUUUCCGAAAGGUUUUGGUAAAUGGAAAACGCCCCUCGAUAUUCUAACCAAACCGAACUUCCUUUCACCAGUCAAACACUGUAAUUGUAUGCCCGAUUUUUCAAACCUCCCGAUAAUUCGAACUCAUUUACCUCUCCCACUGUGGCUCGAAAAAUCGGGAUUCCACUGUAGGUAGAUAUCAAAAGACAUGUUGCAAUUGUCAAUGAAAAAUGUAUUUACAUUCGGCGGCGCUGAACGUAGUGGCAGUGACAGACAAUAUAAAUACUUUCCUAUUGGUAUGAACGCACGUGAGUCGCUAUGGCGUUAAUUGACUCUAUUGGUUUUAGGUAUAUAAGCCUUGACAGUUGUAAUGUAUUCAUCUCAGCUCUCGAACUAUCAACUAUUAUUUUUAUAUCUUACUUUAUUCAUCUAUCGAUUGAUUUUUUACCUUUAACCCCCAGCGGUUGUGGGACCGCAUUGCUUGGGGAAAAGUCGUGAAUAUAAAAAGGACUAUUCGUGUAUAGGGAUUGUCAAAACUGAUAACAAUGAAUAGCAGUCCUUUUAGUAGAAAUUGCAAUGCAUAGCAUAUUGCAAGAAGUACAACAGGUGCACAAUAUGGUGUACUGCCUGUGAGGAAGUGAUAAAAAGUUUACGUAUAACAUGGUAAAACUGUCCAAAAAAUUGGUUGUUUUUUAUUUGUCUGUAGCGUGUCCACUUUGUAGCAGACUUGGAUUACAAGCUGACAUCAACAAAACACUUUUGGACCUAAAGGAAGCCCAAGCUAACGCAGAUAAAGUUUCUAACCUAAAAGAUUUAUGGCCAGAGUUGACUAAAGUGGAAGGACUUAUUGAUGACGCUGAGGUUUGUUUUUACACUGUCAGUCUGUGAUACCAGCAGAAUGACCUAAAAUCCAAAAGAGUUGCAAAUCCCCACCUUAUAGAAAGCAUUGGACGAACAAAUUCAGCAAAAAUAGAUGGGAAGAGGAGAAUAUGCUUAGGUUUGUCCGGUGUAACAAUCUCAAGGGCGAUUGUUAUAAUUUGUUGACUGGCUACACGUUAUUCUGAACGGCUAGUGUCCUACAUAUCAUGGAGUAAUUAUUUCAAGUAAAAGUGAGAUAACCUUACGUCAGCAUAAGCAUAAUUUGUUUACUCUUUUAAGUAAUCAAUUAACUUCGUUGUUUUUCAGGCCUCAGAGAAAGAAUUUGAUGACGUCGUGAGAGGUCUUUCUAACAACCUGACUCAACUGAAGGAUAGUCAGCUUAACAGGACAAUAAUUGAUAUUCAAAUCUUGGUAAGAUGCAACAUAAUAUAUUCUAUGAUUCGGUUUUCUUUGGGACUGGCACUUGUGCUUUGUUGUCUUUUUACUAUUUGCCUAAACCACGUACGGUAAAGUAUUGUAUAUCCAAAAAGGCGUUAGUAAAGUUAUAAGUGAUGAUGAUGAUGAUGAGGAUGAUGAUGAUGAUUAUUAUUAUUUACUAUGACUAUAAUUAUCAACUUAUUUUGUGCUUUUUAUUGUUUUCAGUUGUCAAACGCAUUACAGCAAAGUGCUUCUUUGCAAGCCAAUGUCACUCGAGAAUUGAACCGUAUUCGAGAGCUGAAUACUAAUACCCAGUCUGCGAAAGACAAUGUUACAGGUUAGCGACUAAGUAAUAUCACUGUAUUAGCACUUUCACUCCCCGGCAGAGUCUUGUGAGGUGGUUCUAACUUUUGAGUCUGUUGAUGAAGCAUUUGUUGUUACCAUUCAAGUGAAACUUCUUCGGCAGUAUUUUCGCAACGUGCUAUAUGUAGCGUUUUACCAAAUGAAAUCUCACCAACGGAAAAAAUCGAGUACAUUGAGGAUGAUAAAGGUGUCUGCGAGCAACCUCUUGUUAGCUUGGGGGAGGGGGGUAAGGAUAGGGAAAGAAAAGCAACCGGAGGUGGCCUCAAACGGCAAAAGAUACAGAUGAGACCAGCGGAAAAAACUGUAGUAAGCCGCAGCCUUAAGAUCGAUCUCCACCCAUCAUCAUUUUUCAUUAAACUUCUACGAUGCAGACAUUUUAAUUCCUGAGACGUGACGAAAGUGCAAGCCCUGGUCUUCAUGCUCGUAAUUAGUUUCAAGCUGAAUUGGACUUUUAUUGGCUUAUCAUUAUUGACUUAACUGGAUCACGUUGGAGGUGAAACAAAAAUAUCUUUUAUUGGUUUUGGUUAUUUUGUAGACUGACACAGUCAUUGUAUUUGCUCAUGAGGGCAUUGCUUAAUGAAGUGAACUUGUUUGUGCUGUUUUGGUUUCAGCUCUGAAUGCCACCGUUUCUGACGUAUUGACUCGACUUACAAGUCUAAAGAGGCAUGCUGAUAAUUUAUUAGCUGGGAUAAAUGGCAUUAUGAAUAGGACGUAUGACAAUGAAGUGAGGCAGGCUGAUGAGGAGUAUCGACAAGCGCAAGAUGUUUCCGCAUUAGCUAUGUCAGCUAGAUUCAACGUAACAGCUCAGGAAAACUUGAGAAAGAACUUAAACGAUACAGCGGUGCAGCUAGAAAGAAGGCUUCUUGUUUCGAUGGGAGAGUUCGACCAAUUAACAAACAGGGCCAUAACUACGGCUGUUAUCACGGAUGAUGCCGUUAUUCUUAUCAUUUUCCGUCAUGGUAAAGUUUCUCAUUGUUGGAUUUUCUAUUGAUGUUAAUAAGUGACCUGUGUUGAUGUUUUAUAUAGUGUAUUUCUUGUACUGAGUUCCUGUGGCACAUUAUGAAACAAAACCUCUUGCUAAGUCUGUCUACAAGCAAGCACCCAAUUCAUUGUUCUUGGCCCCCUUUUUUUACCACAAUUCGAGUAUGUGCCAUGGUUGGUCUGUUAAAAAAGCCAUUGCACUUCUGGCCUGGGUCCCAGAACAAGGAAUUCAGUCCUAACUUGGGCAGGCUACUUUUGUACAGUUGUAUCUCAAUGUGAUUGACACUGACAUCUGUAUAAUAUCUUGCUUUAUGUUUGUAGAAUGUGAGAAUGAUUGCUGCAAACAUCUCAACCAAUGAGACCCUCUACUGGAAAGCAGCAUCAAACUUCACUGAUCACAGUUUGGUAAGAUUACACCUCAGAAGAUUUUUUACAUGCUUAAGCAGGUAUUCGCUGAAAAAAAUUGUCUCAAACUUGACUGUACAGAUCUUGUUUGAAACAUCUGCCUUGGAAUUUUUCAUCAUUUUGCUGUUGUUGUUGUUGUUGCAUAGGAAGACAUUCAUUUUCUGUAAUAAAGUAUAAACAUAUAAUCAUUUGACUGUUUUUAGGUUGAUGCUUAUGGUGGAAACCUGAGUUUCAAAUUGUAUUUCAAGGAGUUAUUAAAUGGAACACUACACUUAUCACAACCAAAGGUUAUUCUGAAGGUAAAGUCAGGUUAUCAUGUUAAUAGUAGUGGAGCAAAUGAAAGAUACAUAGUGAAGGAUCAUGGGUCUAAGUUUUUUUUGAGUCCAUGUUUCACCUAAUAAAAGGGUAGUAUGUUGUGAAAGAAGGUGAAGUGGUAUAAUUUUCUGGGUAUUUUGCUCGCCUGUGACUUUCAUCUACACACUUUAAUUUACACCUGGUAUUUAUUUGUCUGCAAAUGCUGCUAUAGUCUGCAGAAUGGUCAGGGUUUUAUUAUUAAAGCAUCUGCAGGGCAUUGGUUAUUUGACUUUCAUCGAAUGAGUUCUCACAAUUUUUUUUACAGGGAGUCAAAAACAUCUCAAUUGAGCAUGCUCUAAUGUCUGUGCCAGCUGACCAAGUAGCCACCAGAACAAUAUUGAUGAAAGAGGUAGGUAUUUAAAUUAUAUGUACAUGAAGCUGAAUGUGUACUUUAUGUCUUUCACCUUCAAACCAUCUUUUGUUUUCUUUAUUUUUUUUUGCAGAGUUCUUGGUCUUAUAGUGGAAGUUCCACACCAGUGACAAGGGAAGAGUUUCUUCUUGUCUUGGCAAAACUUCAAGGGUUACAUAUAACAGCAUCAUUUUACUCUGACGGACAAGGUUUCUACCUUACGAGGUAGAUUGAGCUAGGAUAAUUUGCAUUUGACUUGCAUGUUUAUACAUUUUACAUUCUGGAAUAUUAUGUUGAGAGUACUUACAGGUCAUUUAAAUGUGAAAAAUGUUAUUAUAAAUUAAAUUAAAUAAAAAUAAUAAAAUAUUAUUCUAAGAGUUAAACAAUAAGCUCUUAUUGACUCAUCGCAAGGGAAUCAGUUGAUUUUGUGAAGCUGAGGGCAACAUAUCCAGAAACUCCAUUUGAAAUACAGUCAAACUCUCACCUCUACGCAACUGCCUUUUUUUUGGCAGAUAGUCCUAACAUUCACUGUUGUUUCAACCUCUCUACGAUGGCUACUUUCUUCUGUCCCCAAAGUGGACGUUGUAGAGAGGUUCAACUGGAUAUGUGAAAACAAUGUAAUUCCCUUGCCUUGUCACAAAGGUGAAAACCAGGGAUAAGUAAGUCUUCAACAAAUGCAUUAGAACUGGUCUAAACUCCAAAAUGCUAAUAAUAUAUUAUCCUGUCACUUGCAUGUUAAUCUGCAUGUUAUUAUCAGUAAGCACAAACUAAAGAACAAUGUUGUUUGCAGUCUUGGUGACUUCAAAGUCGCUGAUGUAGGUCCUGCACCAUCUGUUGCGGGCAGAGCUUACGAUGUUGAGCAGUGUAACUGUGGACAGGGAUAUUCUGGAUUGUCUUGUGAGGUAAGUGAGUUUUAAAAAAUAGUUACCAUAGUUCUAAACAACUUCCAUUCUUCGGGAAAAAUGUUAUGGUGAUUGAGGUUCUAUAUCAUUAAAAUGAUUUAUGUUAAUAUAAUAAAGGCAUACUUGCCGUGGUGACCCUCAGGGAGCAGAAAUGGUGAUGAGAACUGGAGGAGACUGUUUACAGGAAUGGUUUUUGUAAACAGCGAGUUAGGCUCGAUUAGCAGCUGCUUUUCGGAAAAUGAGCUGCCAUGCUCCUCCCCUGAGGAGUCUAUUCUCGUGAAGGACUGGGAGAGCGGGAGAAAUUGAGUUUUGUGGAAAGUUUAAAUGGUAUUUUGUCAACGCAUCUUCCGUUCUUGCUGGUACUUGCAACAGCAUUAUACCGAGAGCAAGAAAAGAGAACAAAGUAAGCAUUUGCCCUGUUUUGAAUAGUGUGAGAGCACUGCAGAACUUACUUGAAUAUGUUACAAACAAAUUAUACCAACUUGAGGUUAAUCUUGUUAAAAUAAUACAAUCAUUUGCUCCUUAUGUAAGGAGAUCACACCAGCACUAGAUACCCAGUAUUAUAUAUUUUGUUGUUCAGCGUGUUAUCAUUUAUCUUAAAACAGCGUUGUGCCAGGGGCUAUCACAGAGUGAAUGUAUCAGGGGACUUUUAUCUUGGAAAGUGUGAGCGGUGUAACUGCAAUGGACAUUCUGAUGAUUGUGACCCUGCUACUGGACAGUGCUUGGUGAGUGAAACUUUUCUCCUCUAACUUGAUAGGAGGACGUUUCUUUAAGAUGUACUUCUUUAAUACUUAUUAUGGGUUAUUCUGUUAACUUUGCUGAAAUAGUCAGUUUAUUGUAAGCAUCUGCUUAAAUUUCUCAAGUGUUGAAUCGAAACAAUUGAAUUUCCAUUUUCGGGGUUGGUUUCUCUUGUGCUAAAUUAAACAUGCUGCAAUCAGCAACAAAAUAAGUUGAGAUGUACUUUGCCCUAAAGGGGAGGGCCUCUCUGACAUUUUGCCAACUUAAAAAGGGGAAAAUAAAGCUUUCCCUCCCCCAUCCCCUUCGUGCAUGUGCCACUCUUCAAACUACCUGUUGGAAACGGCAAACACCCCAACUUUACAUGGAGGGGAGGGGGGUGUGGAUUGCUUUGUUCUCUGAAGUUACCUCAUUUCAUUUUGUCGCGGAUUGUAGCUGUACAGUUGUGUUGUUAAUGCUAAGGAAAGCUAAGUAUGUCGGUUUCCUGACAGAACUGUCUUCACAAUACCACUGGCUUUCAUUGCGAGAUCUGUUUAGAUGGAUUCUAUGGUAACGCUACUGAUGGGACCCCUGGGGACUGCAAGAAAUGCCCCUGUGAAAGUCCAAGAACUACAACGUGAGUAUUUUGCGCUUUAUUUAUAGACUGUAAUUUCAUAUUUCUUGGGUUAUAGCUUUUGACAUUUCUGCUUUAGCAUGUACUCAUUCAUCAAACUGUCAUUAGCAUUAAUCAUUGGGCUUGUGCAGGUUCUUGUUUUGUUAGCUAGUUUUGUGGCUUAAAGAAAAUAAGAAGCAGCUUCUCAAUUUUUUUCUCAAAUUUUCACAGUGAUAUUCGGCAUAAAUACCACAAGUGAUGUUUCGAAAUUGCUUUACGUAAUUUCACUCGCCUAUCGGCUCGUGAAAUUUGAGACAAUUUUGAAAUGUCACAUGUGGUAAUUAUACCAAUAUCACUGUAUACUACUACCCGCAAAAGGUUUGAAAUUUUCACACGCAGGUAUUUUAAAUUAAGCUGAAAUACCAUUGCUCUAAGCCUAUCAAAUUGAAUAAAUUUCUCAUUUAGUAGUAUAAACGCUGAAAUUUCGCACCAAAAUUAAGGAGUAAUUUGUCACCCAUGAUAUUACUAUAGUAAUUGUUGGAGUACAAAUCUGUCUGUUCCAGAUCCCUUUGUGUGGGUGAUGCUGAUGGUCAACCCAGGUGUCUUAAUUGUUCUGAGGGAUAUCAGGGCGAUAUUUGUGAAAGGUAAGAAUUUCAAAGUAAUUUGUGGUAAACUCCUGGUCUGUAUAAGUGCUACUCAUAGCACUUGAUUUGUAUCAUCUUUUUAGAGAUCAAAGCAUUGAUACACGUGUAUUACAUGUCAUUCUUGUGGACAUAGAAUGAAUGGUUUCAGAAAAUAACCACAACCCACUUUCAUGAUCUACCCAGUCAAAGUGUUUUUUUAGCUGUAUGCAGGAUGACCAAAGCAGGAGGCAGCAAUGGCUUAAACUUGUGUGGUUUUCAUUUAAUGGUAUUAAACUUAAGUGUUGAGUAGCCGGCAAAUAUUCCACUGGAAGCGGAAAACUUGUUAGCUCAUUUUGACUGGGUUGUUCACCGCAAAAUCCUUCUGUUUUCCCCCUUAAACGUGCUUUUUAAAAAACUUUGAAGUCCCCACUCGCUGUUGGUAUUGCCAAGGUGUAUGUAUACACGUUGGUCACAAUCACACAGUACCCAGAUUAGAAGUUGUGUUAUAUUUCAGCUGUGUGGAGGGAUUCUUUGGUGAACCUAUGAUCCCAGGAGGAAACUGCUCAAGGUGUCAGUGUAACAACAACUCGGAUGUGUGCAAUACAACAACUGGUGAAUGUCUUAACUGUCAGUACAACACUACUGGAUUUAACUGUGAACGCUGUGAGAAUGGAACAUGGGGUAAUGCCACACAGCAGCAAUGUCAAGGUAAACUGAUCUAGCGGACUAAAUUGUUUAGAAUCUUGUUCGGCCGUUAAAUUAAGUUGUAAUGAGCUGCCAUUGUAGAUUAGUCUUGAGAGAAAUCUGGGAACCCAUGCCCCGCACGUAGCAUAGGUGACCAUAGGUUCCCCCCCCACCCUACCCAGAUUUUACGUGGCUUGCUUCAUAAACCAAGGUGAAGGUUACAUGAUGAAACAUGGCUACCUUGGAAAGAUGACCAACCCACAAAUUUUUAGUGUAAAAAAACUGAGUGACGCGCUAUCAGAACAAUUAAUGGCUAAACAGGGAAUAGCGGAGUUUGUUUUGGCACCUCUUCGUCGUUAAUGACUGUUUUCCUUUGAUGAACGCUACCUUAAUACCUUAAUUAGUCAUGUUAAUUUACCUCACUUCUCGUGUAUGUAAACUAUAUUUUUUCUUUCCAGCUUGUACCUGUGACGGUAUUGGUGCGUUCCACAACGUUUGUAAUCACGUGACUGGCGACUGUGUAUGCAAGCCUUACGUGACAGGAAUGAACUGCUCAGCAUGCCAGGUAAGGAAUAGAUAAUAUUAUUAGGAAGCAGGGUUUUCGGUAACAUUUGGAAUUGCCGGAUGCAGGGGUUUAGCUGCUGGAUUUGCACCGUUCGUGCAGGAAGAAAAAAAAACCGUUGAAAGGUCUAUUAACACCUAAUAUAUUGCUGUAUAGUUCAUAUUUUAGACGUCCGUUAAGCCUUUUAAAAAAGAUAAUUCUUGCAAAUGUACUCCCUUGCAGCCGAACAGUUACAACUUUACCUCAAGUGGCUGCAUGGCGUGUGGUUGCAACGAAUUUGGCUCAAAUUCACUUCAGUGUAAUGAUUCAGGAAUCUGUGAGUGCAAAAACCACACCCUUGGCGAAAAGUGUGACUUAUGUGAGUGGGGAUUCUUUGGGCUUCCUAAUGCCACAUGCCAAGGUAGGGAAUUUUACUGUUUCUUUUCUUACAUGUAUUAACUUUGCUAAAUCCAUUCGGGUUAUUGUAACUUUUAUUUUAUGUACAAUUUUUGGAUGAGGACGCAGACAGUUUUUUGUUAUAUGAUAAUUUCCAGAAUGUGGUUGCAAUGAGACUGGUUCUAACAACUACACAAGGUGUGACCGCAGCACAGGCCAGUGCUACUGCAAACCAGGCGUAACAAACCGACUUUGUGAUCAGUGUUCGAUACAGCACACGAACUUCUCAGGAAACGGCUGUGAUCGUAAGUACAACAAAGCGUAAAAGCUUUAUUACUGUACAUGAACCGUACAUGAACUGUGAAUGACUAUGGUUUGAGGAUAUUGGCAGUGUAUUAGUGAAAAGUUUUGUUCUCCACAAACCAAGUCUGACUUGCAAUGUGUCCUCAACAAAGACAGUAGCUAAUCGAGUAGAAAAACAAAGCCUCUCACUCAGACGUUUUUUUGGCUUGUCACGCAAUCCUCCCCAAAUCGUGACGAAGUCCUACGUAUUUAACAGUGUUCUGUUACCCUCUGACCUUAUAUGUGGGCGAGAGACAGUGUUAGUGGAGAUGCCAUGUGACCUUGAAGAAGCCAUUGAGAGCCAGUGCAGUUGGGGGAAAAGUUCUAUAGUAGAAUCCCGGGGCGCUUUCCAUUUAUCAAGAAAUUCCGGCUGGGAUGCUAAUAGAAAACAUGUUUCCACUGGAAAAUUCCCGGGAAUAAGUGGAAUUUUGAAAACGUAGCCCUGUUUUCCCGUCGGAAACUUUCCGGUGGAAAUGCAUGUUCCAUUUACGAGUUUUCACAAGGAAUCACCAGUUCCAGGCUAUUCAUGGCAAUAUCUCUGCCACCAUUUUGAAUUUUUGGGACGAGAGCAUAAACGAAUGGAACUUGUGUCAAAUGGAACACGUUCUUCACUCGAUGGACCUUUCCAUGGACGUUUCCGAAAGGUUUUGGUAAAUGGAAAACGCCCCUCGAUAUUCUAACCAAACCGAACUUCCUUUCACCAGUCAAACACUGUAAUCGUAUGCCCGAUUUUUCAAACCUCCCGAUAAUUCGAACUCAUUUACCUCUCCCACUGUGGCUCGAAAAAUCGGGAUUCCACUGUAGGUAGAUAUCAAAAGACAUGUUGCAAUUGUCAAUGAAAAAUGUAUUUACAUUCGGCGGCGCUGAACGUAGUGGCAGUGACAGACAAUAUAAAUACUUUCCUAUUGGUAUGAACGCACGUGAGUCGCUAUGGCGUUAAUUGACUCUAUUGGUUUUAGGUAUAUAAGCCUUGACAGUUGUAAUGUAUUCAUCUCAGCUCUCGAACUAUCAACUAUUAUUUUUAUAUCUUACUUUAUUCAUCUAUCGAUUGAUUUUUUACCUUUAACCCCCAGCGGUUGUGGGACCGCAUUGCUUGGGGAAAAGUCGUGAAUAUAAAAAGGACUAUUCGUGUAUAGGGAUUGUCAAAACUGAUAACAAUGAAUAGCAGUCCUUUUAGAAGAAAUUGCAAUGCAUAGCAUAUUGCAAGAAGUACAACAGGUGCACAAUAUGGUGUACUGCCUGUGAGGAAGUGAUAAAAAGUUUACGUAUAACAUGGUAAAACUGUCCAAAAAAUUGGUUGUUUUUUAUUUGUCUGUAGCGUGUCCACUUUGUAGCAGACUUGGAUUACAAGCUGACAUCAACAAAACACUUUUGGACCUAAAGGAAGCCCAAGCUAACGCAGAUAAAGUUUCUAACCUAAAAGAUUUAUGGCCAGAGUUGACUAAAGUGGAAGGACUUAUUGAUGACGCUGAGGUUUGUUUUUACACUGUCAGUCUGUGAUACCAGCAGAAUGACCUAAAAUCCAAAAGAGUUGCAAAUCCCCACCUUAUAGAAAGCAUUGGACGAACAAAUUCAGCAAAAAUAGAUGGGAAGAGGAGAAUAUGCUUAGGUUUGUCCGGUGUAACAAUCUCAAGGGCGAUUGUUAUAAUUUGUUGACUGGCUACACGUUAUUCUGAACGGCUAGUGUCCUACAUAUCAUGGAGUAAUUAUUUCAAGUAAAAGUGAGAUAACCUUACGUCAGCAUAAGCAUAAUUUGUUUACUCUUUUAAGUAAUCAAUUAACUUCGUUGUUUUUCAGGCCUCAGAGAAAGAAUUUGAUGACGUCGUGAGAGGUCUUUCUAACAACCUGACUCAACUGAAGGAUAGUCAGCUUAACAGGACAAUAAUUGAUAUUCAAAUCUUGGUAAGAUGCAACAUAAUAUAUUCUAUGAUUCGGUUUUCUUUGGGACUGGCACUUGUGCUUUGUUGUCUUUUUACUAUUUGCCUAAACCACGUACGGUAAAGUAUUGUAUAUCCAAAAAGGCGUUAGUAAAGUUAUAAGUGAUGAUGAUGAUGAUGAGGAUGAUGAUGAUGAUUAUUAUUAUUUACUAUGACUAUAAUUAUCAACUUAUUUUGUGCUUUUUAUUGUUUUCAGUUGUCAAACGCAUUACAGCAAAGUGCUUCUUUGCAAGCCAAUGUCACUCGAGAAUUGAACCGUAUUCGAGAGCUGAAUACUAAUACCCAGUCUGCGAAAGACAAUGUUACAGGUUAGCGACUAAGUAAUAUCACUGUAUUAGCACUUUCACUCCCCGGCAGAGUCUUGUGAGGUGGUUCUAACUUUUGAGUCUGUUGAUGAAGCAUUUGUUGUUACCAUUCAAGUGAAACUUCUUCGGCAGUAUUUUCGCAACGUGCUAUAUGUAGCGUUUUACCAAAUGAAAUCUCACCAACGGAAAAAAUCGAGUACAUUGAGGAUGAUAAAGGUGUCUGCGAGCAACCUCUUGUUAGCUUGGGGGAGGGGGGUAAGGAUAGGGAAAGAAAAGCAACCGGAGGUGGCCUCAAACGGCAAAAGAUACAGAUGAGACCAGCGGAAAAAACUGUAGUAAGCCGCAGCCUUAAGAUCGAUCUCCACCCAUCAUCAUUUUUCAUUAAACUUCUACGAUGCAGACAUUUUAAUUCCUGAGACGUGACGAAAGUGCAAGCCCUGGUCUUCAUGCUCGUAAUUAGUUUCAAGCUGAAUUGGACUUUUAUUGGCUUAUCAUUAUUGACUUAACUGGAUCACGUUGGAGGUGAAACAAAAAUAUCUUUUAUUGGUUUUGGUUAUUUUGUAGACUGACACAGUCAUUGUAUUUGCUCAUGAGGGCAUUGCUUAAUGAAGUGAACUUGUUUGUGCUGUUUUGGUUUCAGCUCUGAAUGCCACCGUUUCUGACGUAUUGACUCGACUUACAAGUCUAAAGAGGCAUGCUGAUAAUUUAUUAGCUGGGAUAAAUGGCAUUAUGAAUAGGACGUAUGACAAUGAAGUGAGGCAGGCUGAUGAGGAGUAUCGACAAGCGCAAGAUGUUUCCGCAUUAGCUAUGUCAGCUAGAUUCAACGUAACAGCUCAGGAAAACUUGAGAAAGAACUUAAACGAUACAGCGGUGCAGCUAGAAAGAAGGCUUCUUGUUUCGAUGGGAGAGUUCGACCAAUUAACAAACAGGGCCAUAACUACGGCUGUUAUCACGGAUGAUGCCGUUAUUCUUAUCAAUCGAACAAAGGUGUGUUCACUGCAUUGUGAUUUUGUGACGUGUAACCAACGCAGACGUGACACUAUGACACUCUACUGGAUAGCUUUUGCGCCGGCACGAAAACCAUAGCGGAGAAGGCUUUUGUUCACACGGGAACAGUGAUUUCGGCGAGAUUUCUGUAAAGGAGCGAAGCUACGCCGCGCCGACCUCAUCUCUGAAGCGGAGAGUUACAUUUCAGAUAGAGGUUCAAACUAAACCUGAUAGUUUUUCCGGCGUGUCGGCUUGAAAAGCUGUCAGGUAUGGUGGGAAUAUAUCCUAAACGGUAGAUUUUCAAGGUAUUUCUUCAAUCUUUGCUGCUGUCAGUUAUUUAACAAUUAUUCCUCGAGCCCGAAUGGGCUCUGAGUCAAUACCCCAUGAGGCCGAAGGCCUCAUGGGGUAUUGACUCAGAGGAUAUGAGGGCGAGAGAAAUAAUUGUUUUAGUAAAAUCCAACUAGUUGGUCAAAAAUAUCAAGACAAAACAACUUUAGCUAGCAGAACGUGAUUCAGCCGCCAUUGUUUUGGUUUCCAAAGCCGGCGCUUUUCGCUACUAGUGAGCUAUAACAUAUAGCCCAGUAGUAGUUCAACCAAUCAGAACGCAGCAUUGAUAAUAGACCACUAGUUGGAUUUUACUAAAUAUGUUUUAUUUCUUGGUUAUUUAAUGUUUGUUUUGUUUUCUUUUAACAGAACUUGAUCAGUGAAGCAAGGAAUAUAACCGAUCGAGCACUUCAUUUACUUGAGACAGUUCGCGGGAUUUUAAACCGCAGUGACCUCUACGUUUCCACAGGACAAAACAAUUACGAGGUACGGACUACAUGAAAUAAAAUUUUUUCUUAUGAUUGUUUAGAUGUUGGUUUCGCUUUGCUGCAAAUACAAUAGAAAAUAUGCAAUUUAAAGGAUUCACUGAGUUAUCAGCAAAGAAUGCCAACAGUACUAGUGGUCAGUGGUUGUUUUGGAGGUGCAUGUGCAUUAUAUCCCAACAUCAGCCAGGAAUCGCAGUAAAACACGAAUUUAAAAUAAUGUAGUUGAAUUAGUCAUUGCUGUUGUUUGUUUCCAGGAUGCAAGUACUCGUCUGGGCAUCUUAAGAGAGAAUAUGACCACAUUGGACAACUCUCUUCAGGCUCUAAUGCCUGAAUUAACUGCUGCAAAUCAGAGUGUAACUGAAAACGCCACUAAACAUGCGGCUAAUCUUACAGCUGAAGCCAGGCAACGGCAAAGGUGAGUUUAUUUCGCCGAACAGAAACGAAUAAAACGACUCGCUAUUUACGGUGGUGCAAUAAAAAAAUAAAAUGGUAAAUAAAUCAAUCAAAUGUUAAUGUAAUGAUAGACCAUGAUAGCCUUUCUCAAAGCCUGUUUCCGGUUCAUACUGGUUCGAUGCUCGUCUCGCACUUCCUCGCUCGCUUUUGUCCUCGCGCCUUCGGCCGCAGUCGACUUAAGGCAAGUCUAAGGUAAUAAUGGUGUAAGCUGAUUUUGAGAAGAUAAGCAAGGAUAUGAUCAUAGACUAAUGAUAAUGAUGAUGAUGAUGACGACGUAAAUCGCACCGUUUUAAUGGCGAUUAUGAUAAUGGUGAUGAUAAAACAAAUAACGUCCACGACAUCAGUGAGGAUUUUUAUGAUGACCCAACAACAAACUUGGUUGACGACGAUGAUUACGUUGAUGAUACUAACUAUGCGAAGUUAGCCUGCGAGCAGGCUCUCCAUUUUGGGAAGUCGCGAGAAGUCACGCGAGAGUAGCACGCGAAAGGAGACGCGGGUGCAAGGGACUCCUCUCGCGGCUUGCUUCGCUCGCCAAAAAUCAGAGGAGAACUUCCUCGCAUGCUUCUGCAAAAUUAUGACGAUGCGAUAAAAGUAUGUUUUUUAUUUUGUUUUCAGUGUUUUUAACACCACCCUGUCUCACGGAGCGCGUGCUGUUGAUGCUAUCAAAACGUUUGAAGAAGUAGUACGGCUCGGAAAUCAAUCGCUUGAAACUUCCCAGCAGGUCAACCAGUCACUGCAAGAAAUUAUGACCAGGGUGAGUUAUAACAAACUCUCUCUAGAAGGGUUUCAUAGCAUGCAGAACAGGCGUUAUUAUUCACGCCCCCUCCCUUGCGCGUGUCUCGCGCUCCACGCCCGCUUCGCGCUUUGUUCGCCUGAAAAGCGCGAAAUAAUACCGCCUGUUUUGCAGGCUACUUUUAAACCAACCAACCACAGGCUACUUUUAAACCAAAUCCAGAAAUGCGAUAUUUGGGAGAGAAGGAUGAACAAUCUUUAAAAGUAACAGCAAUCGCUGAAAAAAAUCAACAAAUCAAUCAGUAUUCAACGGAAAGCAAACAGAGAACUCCAAACAUGAAACAACUGAAAUCUUGUGAAUUAAUCCUAUGAAAGUAACUUGUUUCCCUUUCAUCGGUGAUUUUUUAGCCUUAUUAACCAGUUGCACUUGUGAGCAAAAAUCGUUUUUUGUAAUUAUUUUAUUAUUUUGUCGGAACAUGUAUGAUGCGUAGUCUGGCUAACAGUGAGUAUGAUUCUACUGCAGCGACAAAAUGUCCCUCUUGUUUGCAUGUAAGACUUAAAUGAAUUCAAUUUCUGGUUAAUUUAUUUCAGCUUCAGAAUGUAACGCGAGUUAGCUCCGAUCUUCAAACAAGAGUUGCUGAUUCAAAAGACCAAAGUGAAGAAUUUUCCAACAAUACUUUGGCCAGGGAUGCGAAUCUAAGAGGUAAAUUGUUCCGGGUUUUUGUCAGUCGUAAUUCCAUAUUCCAAUGGUUCUAUUACCUCCCAUAAUAUAGCACGUAGCAACAAGCAUUCUGUGCAUUCUUAUUAAAAAAUAACUAACGUAUUUGUGGCGCAGCUGCAUGUAGUUUACGCUCAAUGAACUAAUGUGUGGUCAUUGAACUACUGGUGUGGUUAUUGAUCUGUUGUGUACUUAUUGAACUGCUUUGUGGUUAUUGAACUAACAAACAGGAAAACUGGGUUAUUUUUUUACUCCACCUAGACGGAUUACAUCACCUACCUGGGGUCCCCCACCUCCAUGUAAACAGGCCCUAAGAUUCCAUGACGCGACGGCAACGAAAACGUCUUAAAAAACAACAGGUUUAAUAAGAAAAACAACAACUUCACACGUGCAUCACGCCAUCGCGUCGUUAAAUCUCAAAGUCCCUUAUGGCACAAUGUUCUUUCUAGUGCCCAUUACGCUCAAGCGCGUGCUACGCAUGCUAAUGCUUUACGUUUUUCAAAGUGAAAUGUUUACUUAACUUAACGCUCUUUAUUUAGGACUUCGAGCCAAUGUUACCUCAUCAAACCAGACGUUCACGGACGCUGUAACGACUGGUGAUUCAGUGGAUUCUCUUUACGGUACUUUAAAAUCUCAGCGAGACACUCUUGUACAAGCAGCUGAGUUGGGAAGUGGUACACACUCCGUCCUAUCUAACGCCCAGACUGCUAGCGACUAUUCCAACGAGGCACUGUUUCGCGCCAAUCCAGUUAAUGGUGGCACUCCAGCCUUGCUGGAUCAAGUCAACAGACUUGAGCAACGGAUGAAGGCAAUUAACCAAUCAGCUGAGAAAGCUGCAGGUCUCACGUCCAAGGCAUUUGCAAAUGGUAAGCCUGUGUAUGUACAAUUUGUUGGUAGUUAUCCUGUGCAUGAAAAUUUUGAGCAUUCGGAACCCCGGAUUAACUGUCCUGAAUCACACACCAACGUGAUUUCUAUCUACUAAAUAAAAACAACGUCACUUUUUUCUCGUGAUGAAGGGGGGGGGGGGGGGGGGGGGGAACUUUAAAGUACUUUUUGGAGUCCUGGUGGGAAUUUUUUUUGGGGGUGUGGGGGGGGUGGGGGGGGGGGAUGGGUGAACUUUAAAGUACUGUUUGAAGUCCUGAUGGUUAUUUUGUUUGCGCGUUUGAAGGAAAUUGUGAUUUGUCGGAUUUUCUUCACUAAAUUCACUUUGCCAAAGAAAAAUUUCCAAUUUGAACUUGUAGAAUCCCGAUUUCUCGAACUCUCCUUUUUUCUAUAUUCCCGAUAAUUUGGAACCCAGUCAAUUGACCUUUACCAGUAGUCAAACACUAUAAUUUUACACCCAAUUUUUCCAACCAAUUCGCUUCUCCCAACGUGUUUCAAAAAGUCUGGUUCCAUUGUAUGUGUAAACCGAUUUUUAUGUUUGAAGAUUUUGUGCUAAAGUAUACUGUAUUUGCCUACUUAUUAUAUUCACUGAGUUAUCAGCAAAGAAUGCCAACAGUACUAGUGGUCAGUGGUUGUUUUGGAGGUGCAUGUGCAUUAUAUCCCAACAUCAGCCAGGAAUCGCAGUAAAACACGAAUUUAAAAUAAUGUAGUUGAAUUAGUCAUUGCUGUUGUUUGUUUCCAGGAUGCAAGUACUCGUCUGGGCAUCUUAAGAGAGAAUAUGACCACAUUGGACAACUCUCUUCAGGCUCUAAUGCCUGAAUUAACUGCUGCAAAUCAGAGUGUAACUGAAAACGCCACUAAACAUGCGGCUAAUCUUACAGCUGAAGCCAGGCAACGGCAAAGGUGAGUUUAUUUCGCCGAACAGAAACGAAUAAAACGACUCGCUAUUUACGGUGGUGCAAUAAAAAAAUAAAAUGGUAAAUAAAUCAAUCAAAUGUUAAUGUAAUGAUAGACCAUGAUAGCCUUUCUCAAAGCCUGUUUCCGGUUCAUACUGGUUCGAUGCUCGUCUCGCACUUCCUCGCUCGCUUUUGUCCUCGCGCCUUCGGCCGCAGUCGACUUAAGGCAAGUCUAAGGUAAUAAUGGUGUAAGCUGAUUUUGAGAAGAUAAGCAAGGAUAUGAUCAUAGACUAAUGAUAAUGAUGAUGAUGAUGACGACGUAAAUCGCACCGUUUUAAUGGCGAUUAUGAUAAUGGUGAUGAUAAAACAAAUAACGUCCACGACAUCAGUGAGGAUUUUUAUGAUGACCCAACAACAAACUUGGUUGACGACGAUGAUUACGUUGAUGAUACUAACUAUGCGAAGUUAGCCUGCGAGCAGGCUCUCCAUUUUGGGAAGUCGCGAGAAGUCACGCGAGAGUAGCACGCGAAAGGAGACGCGGGUGCAAGGGACUCCUCUCGCGGCUUGCUUCGCUCGCCAAAAAUCAGAGGAGAACUUCCUCGCAUGCUUCUGCAAAAUUAUGACGAUGCGAUAAAAGUAUGUUUUUUAUUUUGUUUUCAGUGUUUUUAACACCACCCUGUCUCACGGAGCGCGUGCUGUUGAUGCUAUCAAAACGUUUGAAGAAGUAGUACGGCUCGGAAAUCAAUCGCUUGAAACUUCCCAGCAGGUCAACCAGUCACUGCAAGAAAUUAUGACCAGGGUGAGUUAUAACAAACUCUCUCUAGAAGGGUUUCAUAGCAUGCAGAACAGGCGUUAUUAUUCACGCCCCCUCCCUUGCGCGUGUCUCGCGCUCCACGCCCGCUUCGCGCUUUGUUCGCCUGAAAAGCGCGAAAUAAUACCGCCUGUUUUGCAGGCUACUUUUAAACCAACCAACCACAGGCUACUUUUAAACCAAAUCCAGAAAUGCGAUAUUUGGGAGAGAAGGAUGAACAAUCUUUAAAAGUAACAGCAAUCGCUGAAAAAAAUCAACAAAUCAAUCAGUAUUCAAAGGAAAGCAAACAGAGAACUCCAAACAUGAAACAACUGAAAUCUUGUGAAUUAAUCCUAUGAAAGUAACUUGUUUCCCUUUCAUCGGUGAUUUUUUAGCCUUAUUAACCAGUUGCACUUGUGAGCAAAAAUCGUUUUUUGUAAUUAUUUUAUUAUUUUGUCGGAACAUGUAUGAUGCGUAGUCUGGCUAACAGUGAGUAUGAUUCUACUGCAGCGACAAAAUGUCCCUCUUGUUUGCAUGUAAGACUUAAAUGAAUUCAAUUUCUGGUUAAUUUAUUUCAGCUUCAGAAUGUAACGCGAGUUAGCUCCGAUCUUCAAACAAGAGUUGCUGAUUCAAAAGACCAAAGUGAAGAAUUUUCCAACAAUACUUUGGCCAGGGAUGCGAAUCUAAGAGGUAAAUUGUUCCGGGUUUUUGUCAGUCGUAAUUCCAUAUUCCAAUGGUUCUAUUACCUCCCAUAAUAUAGCACGUAGCAACAAGCAUUCUGUGCAUUCUUAUUAAAAAAUAACUAACGUAUUUGUGGCGCAGCUGCAUGUAGUUUUCGCUCAAUGAACUGAUGUGUAGUCAUUGAACUACUGGUGUGGCUAUUGAUCUGUUGUGUACUUAUUGAACUGCUUUGUGGUUAUUGAACUAACAAAAAGAAAAACUGGUUUAUUUUUUUACUCCACCUAGACGGAUUACAUCACCUACCUGGGGUCCCCCACCUCCAUGUAAACAGGCCCUAAGAUUCCAUGACGCGACGGCAACGAAAACGUCUUAAAAAACAACAGGUUUAAUAAGAAAAACAACAACUUCACACGUGCAUCACGCCAUCGCGUCGUUAAAUCUCAAAGUCCCUUAUGGCACAAUGUUCUUUCUAGUGCCCAUUACGCUCAAGCGCGUGCUACGCAUGCUAAUGCUUUACGUUUUUCAAAGUGAAAUGUUUACUUAACUUAACGCUCUUUAUUUAGGACUUCGAGCCAAUGUUACCUCAUCAAACCAGACGUUCACGGACGCUGUAACGACUGGUGAUUCAGUGGAUUCUCUUUACGGUACUUUAAAAUCUCAGCGAGACACUCUUGUACAAGCAGCUGAGUUGGGAAGUGGUACACACUCCGUCCUAUCUAACGCCCAGACUGCUAGCGACUAUUCCAACGAGGCACUGUUUCGCGCCAAUCCAGUUAAUGGUGGCACUCCAGCCUUGCUGGAUCAAGUCAACAGACUUGAGCAACGGAUGAAGGCAAUUAACCAAUCAGCUGAGAAAGCUGCAGGUCUCACGUCCAAGGCAUUUGCAAAUGGUAAGCCUGUGUAUGUACAAUUUGUUGGUAGUUAUCCUGUGCAUGAAAAUUUUGAGCAUUCGGAACCCCGGAUUAACUGUCCUGAAUCACACACCAACGUGAUUUCUAUCUACUAAAUAAAAAACAACGUCACUUUUUUCUCGUGAUGAGGGGGGGGGGGGGGGGGGAUGGGUGAACUUUAAAGUACUGUUUGAAGUCCUGAUGGUAAUUUUGUUUGCGCGUUUGAAGGAAAUUGUGAUUUGUCGGAUUUUCUUCACUAAAUUCACUUUGCCAAAGAAAAAUUUCCAAUUUGAACUUGUAGAAUCCCGAUUUCUCGAACUACCAGUAGUCAAACACUAUAAUAUUACACCCAAUUUUUCCAACCAAUUCGCUUCUCCCAACGUGUUUCAAAAAGUCUGGUUCCAUUGUAUGUGUAAACCGAUUUUUAUGUUUGAAGAUUUUGUGCUAAAGUAUACUGUAUUUGCCUACUUAUUACAGUGAAAAAUGCAAGUGCAUUAUUGGGUGGGGUGGAUAGAGCAGUGCAAAGAGCGGAUGAACUGAAAAACCUAACAGCUAACUUACAAGCCCAGCUCAGGCAGAACAUGUCAGUGUUGGAGGAAAAACUAAGAAGAGCUAAAGAAUAUGUGGCUAAGGUAGAUAAAUUAAGUCUUUACUGAACGUGGAAAAUACAUAAAUGUGCACCUCAUUAAUACACUUGUAUGUGUUGACGUAAAGAGACUUUUCUUAAGCUUUGUUCAUACUCUGGCUUUUUAUUCAACCGCAAUGACAACAUCUCUGCAAAUAUGGAACUUUUGUAAAAUUUGUAAAUAUCAGACUUAAACUCACGGCGAAGAAAAAGCUAAGAUUUGCCAUUACUUAAGAGCAGAGAAAUAAUAGCUAGGGAAAAGCGUUGUCCACUUACAUCCAUUAACAGCCCCACUGGCCUUGCAUGUAAAAAUUUACCAGUGAGUUUAAGUGCAUUAGUUAAUCUUUUGCUUGUGUUUCAGAUUCGUCUUGCUCUGAACGUUCAAGGGAAAACCGCUGUACAGUACCGUCCUACAUCUCGUUUAAUAAACACGACUCGUUACACAGAGAUCUCGAUAGACUUCAGGGCGACUCGUGUCCAGGGCUCGCUCUUUUACCUUUCUGAUGGGUCAAGUAGCAGGGUGAGUGUGCAGUGAUGUUACGCAGCGGCAGCCAAGUGAAAUAUUCCUGAGGGGUCUUUAGCGUCACUUCCAUGCCCUUGUUUUUUACUAUUUUUUCAUCUUUAAAAUUCUCCUUUUAGCCUUUUCAUCGUUUUUUUUUUCUGUUCGUAAAUUUGGUAUCUUGUUUCGUUGUUGACGUUUCGUCAUAUUUAAGGAAUUUCACGCCUGUUUUAAUUUGGCGGAGGCGGAGAACCACCCCAUAUUUUCUUUUCCGUUGCUCUUAUGUCGCACGUUAAUAUUUGAAAGCUUCAGGUUAGAGUAAUCCUUCAGCUUUAAAGACAAGCUGGGAUGUAGACAGCCCCAGAAUUCUUUGCGACAGUUAACUCGACCCAGUUUCCCUCUCGUUUCUAUAGUGGCGCAUGCGUUGUGGCAAAAGGUCCGCAGGGAAAAGUUUUUUCAUUACUAGGUUGUAAACGAAAAUUUAGUACCUUUUGCUGGCAGACUUUUCACUCAGUUUUCCUUUCUUCCGCAGUCUUUGGCUCUAACUUUAGAGAGUGGAUCAUUUGUGAAGUUUCAGUACAACCUUGGCACGAAUCCUAUUAAUAUCAUCAACUGGGCUGUUAGAGUGUACCCUGGUGACUGGUAUACUGUGUAUGCUACACGGUCAGUAUCUUAAAUAGAUGACAUGUAGCCUGAGAAAACAGCAGACAUUUCGCGACGCCUCUACCGGUUUCCCCGCGCGCGAGACGAGAAACGAGUGCAGAAAUUCCACAACCGCGUUUCCAGGGUCCUCUCCUACUCGUCCCUGCGGAGCGAGAGGGAGAGAGAGAACCUGGGAACGAGGUCGAAAAUUCCAUUCUGAUGACGCCUUACUACCCAGAUCUGGGUAGCGCUUUUGAUUGGUUUCCACGUUAAAGUAGACCUUUUUCACUCCUUAUGAUAGAGCUAUUAAGUAAAAUUACUCUGAAAUUGGGGUGUUUUUGUUUCUCUGCAGAUAUGAGAAAGACGGACGGUUGACGGUGACAGAUCACAGAAGAAACUUCAGCCGUACGUACGAACCCAGCACAGACGUUAUAGCAAAUACCUUGACUACUGACUUCAAACCUGAUGAUAAUCUUUACAUUGGAGGCCUGCCUACUGGAGCCAUGGUGAGACUUAAAUUGAUGGUGUAGCUCUUGAGCUGUUGUUAUCGUACAUAAUAUUUCACUCCAAAAGAAAUGGAUGCAGGUGUUCCGAUAUCUUAGUCACGUUGUUUGACAUGAUAUAUUCCAGGGUCAUGUUGUUUGACCUUUUCUAUUUGUACUGUUUACUCCAUGUUUGUGUCUUAGAGUUUCGCCGUUAAGUCCGCGGCUAGGCGUGUAUGACCAUACAAAUAAAUGCCGUGGUUGUUUUAUGAUUCUAACAGCAGUUUGUCUUUCGUUGCUUGUAUAUCAAAAUGUUCUCAGGAAGCUAGGUCAGAAAUGUUUAAAGUCCGCAGCGACAUAAAUUGCGUCCGUAGACGAUAUAACAAUACCGGCUUUUGGUCCCAUCGUUACGCUAUUCUUGAGAAAUUAUUAGGUUACAUCAAGAUGAUGUAUGUAAGGUGUCAUUGUCUUAUCAGAACCGCAUUUUGUUCUGUCUCAGGAAAACAAGACAGACCGCUUCUUUGACGGCUGCAUUGACAAUGUUGUGCUUAACCAGGAGUCGCUGAAUUUGUGGGAACCAGUCAAGGUUGAAGGGAACCGCUCAUUCUGUUCCAGAAGGUAUCGGCAAUUUGUAAUAGGGGUCAUACAGUUGUAGUCAAAUUUGGUGUUCGUUAUUAGUCCUGAUUAUUGGCCAUUUAGAGGUGGCGCGUCAGACUGGGUUGGUGUUGUGUCGAACUGCACUAUGGGACGAAUGGGACCCAGUUUGCUACUCAACUUCGUGUAGGCAUUGUAAUAAAGGAAGCGAUAGUAUCCCCUAAACAGUGCCAUUGGGCAAUUUGUCAGCGCACUGACCCAGUCAUACGUGCACCCUUAAAAUGUCCCCACACCGACACCUUAUUGGGUAUAUUUUUCCAUACCAAAUAUGGUGUGACGCCCCUUAUGCAUGAUUACGUCAGACAAGCAAAUUUCGCGAGCAAGCCUCUUUUGUAAGCAAAAUUCUUCGCCUGUUUACUCUUUGUGCAUGGAUAUUCUUUUGGGAAUUUAUGUAAGAAAACUUCGCAAUCAACAUUUUCAAAACAAAGGCUUGGUGGUGAAGUUUGCUCGUCUGACGUAAAACAUGCAUAAGGGCCAUGUUGUUACUAUGAGUGCAAAGCAAACGUUUUUUGUUCUCGCGGGGGGGAUUAAUCAUACCUUUCUUCACUAAGCUUGCAUGUGUAAGUAGUUGUAAAGAUUCGUUUUAAUUUUAUCUUGAAUUAAACAAGAAAUCGCUUUAUUAUUUGUAGCUAUUUAAAGCUAACCUAUUAUCAUUGUAUGCUGUUCUAGACCUCCCGAUGAAGUGGACCUUAUUCCUGGAAUCAGUUUCUUUGGCAUUGCUGAAGGUCAUGUGAAGCAGAAGAUGGGAAGCUUUAACAUUACUGGCGAGUCAGAGAUGGAGUUCCAGUUCAGAACAUUCCUUAAAACGGCUCUUAUUACUAUCGUUUUGAACGGCCAGGUUGGUGUCUAUGCAAUACGUUAACGUUAUAAAGUGUGUUACGGUAUAAAGCGGAUAACUAUAGGUUGGCGUCCUUCAUUUCAGACUUAAUUGUUAUUUUCAUUUUUUUCCUCACGGACUUAAUAAAAAGAAUGUGUUUUUUUUGGUGGGAUUAGUGUAACAGUUGCUCUCCUAAAGAGAGACAGAUCUCGCGUACGCCUCAGUUCAGUUUUUUAGUUUCCUUCAUAAAAAACCCUUACGAGUGUUAUUCACAAAGGUAGCUGAAUGAAUGAAUGAAGAGUCGUGGAUGAGAGGACAACAGACGUGCCCUCUUACAAUACAUUUUAACAUGUGAACAGUAUGCUCGGACGUCAACAUACAAAGGGGCCACUGGCAGCCGCUCUCAGUCCAUUUGUGAGCUUACUGUACCCACCCAACCCAUGAUGUGAAUGAUGUGAUGACUGAAGGUUGACCACACCACCAGGGUCUACGUCCCCUUCUCUUUUCGAACAGUGGUGUGGGUUGUUUUACGUCCCACAAGAACCAGAUAAGUGUAAGUGUUGUGAGACGGGACCUACGGUUUUUCGUCCUUAUUUGAGAAGACUAGAAAGUCUAACCGUUUGCAGAUGUCAUUACAAAGGCAGCACUUUCUUCUCAGUUAUUUAAAGACCCUGAGUGCUGGUCCGGCCGGGGUUCGAACCCGUGACCUCCCGCUCAGCAGACUGGCGCUCUCCCAAAUGAGCCAACCAGGCGGCGGUUUCAAGUUAUUGAUGUGGAGUUUUAAAACAAUAGAAUGCUUAUCGGGCUGCCCUCACAACAGGCCUUUUCUAAGUUGCUCCAAGCCUCUGUACCAAACCACUGAUAUGCAAUGAUUUUUUAUUUUCAUGCCAAGGAAACUCUUUAUCACAAGAAAGGUUUGUACUUAGCCUCGUUUCGAAAGUGAGCGUUUUUGGAACUCGGAAAUGGCGUAUUUAUGGUCUCUAAAGUUCUGGUGUCUGUUGUGAGAAGUUGCUCUGUUUAGCUGUUUUUCAUGUUGUGUUGGUGCGGUCAUCGCAGUAAAUCUAAAUUUCAUUUUCAGAAUUAUGUCUAUGGUGUUUACUUGAACGAAAGCCGUGUUGCCUUCUUCUUCAAAACUCCAAGUGACACCUAUACAGUUCACAGCAAACUCAGUUCAUACAGUGAUGGACGCUGGUACAAGGUGCAUGUGGUUCGUGGUCUCAGGAAUGCUAGUCUGACUGUCAGACCAGCAGGUCUGUCAGACAGUGGAGCAGUUGAUCACAGCACAAUAACAACCUCAUCACCUGUUUAUCUACCUGUUGGACAAGCGUUGCUAUUUGGUGGGAAAUAUCCCAACAGGUUUGUGGCCAUUCGUUAUGGUUUGUGCAUCUGUGUGAAACUAAUUCACUGGCAAUUCCAUUCAAUAAAGUAACUGUUUCCCAUGACAGUUGCAAGUGAGUUGUAGCGGGAAUUGAUGAGAGGAAUAGGUCAGCCUCGUUCCCAGAGUCCUCUCCUACUCGGCCACCCGAGCGAGAGAUAGGCUGAGUUGGAGAGGACCCUGGUAGCGAGGUUGAAAAUAGGCUAUUGUACCUACACAAACCAUACCUGUUAUCGUUGUGUACGUUUAACCGCAAUUUCUUGAAAUUAUUCUAACAUCCUCCUGCGUGACAGACUUGAUUUUAAAGGGAGUAGAGAGUCGCAUCUGUUUUCAUUAGGUAGAAGCUAAGAAGAAGAAGAAUAGACAGCACUUAUUAGAGUAAACAAUUCUGCAUGAUUGCAAAAAGCUUUGUAAAACGUUAAAAUAACGAGGCAAAAACGUCGAGGAUAAUUCUGUAAAAACAGCAAACCAUGCCCGUUAAAUAGUUAGUGACUGGUGUAUGUAAUGGCUGUAUGUUGACAAUAUUGUAAUAGUUAUGGUGUUUUGUCUUUGUAGCCCAAUCCAGGCUCCUGUAGACACGUCAUUCGCGGGAGCUUUAAGGUGGAUCAAUAUCAGUAGCUCUUCUUCUGGAGUACUGAUGUCCCGCUCACUUAGUGAUUCCAACUAUACUGAGUCUUACAAGGGGGUGUCUUUCUCUGGACUGUUGCCCAUGGUAAGAACAUAGCUGGUUUUCGCUCAUCCGAAAGGCAGAAAAAGUUAAUAAGCGCCCAGCCUCGAAUAAGUGUCCACCCCCUCCCCGCUCCCACCCCCAAAAAAUGAAGUGCACGAGAGUAGUAUUGUUAUUAUUUAUUCACUGACUUACAAUCUCUAGAUUCAUCGUCUACGAGAAUUUUGGAGUUUUCCUCAAAGUUUCGCGUUUUGUUAUUACCAUUUAUUGUUGUGUUGCAAAAUAAACAUACUACACUUGCUGAAAAUGGUGAAAAUUUAAUAAGCGCCCAGCCUUGAAUAAGCGCUCAGGGCGGUUAAUCGAAUAAAUACGGUUUUCUUCACUUUAAUAACGAGAAAGGAACUGAGCCGAGUUAACGAUCGCAAAGACAUCUGAAACUGUUAUUAGGGACAAGUGAAUGACAGGUGCGCCCCCAGUAACGACACCAGAAACAAUCGCAGGAGGCAUUUCGGCUCCCAUUCACUUUUCUUUUCUACAGUGGCGAAUAGAACGGUAAGGUAAAGUCUAGGGUCAAACUUGUUUGGGCCUUUUCGUGAGACAAAGACAAGGCAAGACUGAGGGAAACGUUUUGGCGAACUGCAGAAAAAAAAAUGUUCUCAAAUUAAUCUUCUUUAUUUAUUCCAUAUCUGUCUGAUAGGAAACAUGGUGUACUUGUGUUAUUUUUAGCUAAGGCAAAAUGAUUCGUUACAUAAGAAAUCAAACAGCACACUCCUACUCUUCAGAGCCAACUACUAGUGACCAAUAACAUAGCGACGUAAUUGACCAAGUAGGUCAAUAACUAGAAUUUAAUACCAUCGUCUGGCGUGAUGCAACUCGCUUUUAAUCUGAGGAUGGCUACCGCACAGGUUGUCGAAACGUCAGUCACUGUCAACAACAGUCCUAUUCAGGACUGCGUUCACCCGGACGAUCGGACGCCACCUAAUUACGAAAUGACUCCUGGGCUCAUACCUUUCGCUGAAUUAGAACUGCUAUCUGAUUGAAUUUUGCAAUAUCUGAUAGGUCUGCUUCACCGUUGUAUGUUUUCAGGUCGAGCAAGGUAUUCGAUUCCUGGGUCAAAGUUACGCUGCCGUGGAACCUGGUCAGUCGCAAAUGACGUCAAUCUCAUUGAAGUUUAAGACACUCUCUCCUACUGGUGUUUUGGUUUACAGUGGAGAGGUAACAUAACUUAAUUAUUAUUAUUAGUUAUUAUUAUUUUUAUAAAAAGUAUAGAAAUGACCUAAAAACUGUGUGAUAGCCUUGUAACUGCUCAGCUUUAAGCAGCACUAAAUAGUAUGCAGUGUUGGUUUAUGUGGAAUGCAACCUUGUCUGCCUAGCCUGUGUAACAGGCGCCAGGUAAUUUUUUUAAAGGCCGCGCGACGGGAGCACUCCUUUCCUCCCCUCUGGCGUCCUCGAAUUUUCUCUUUUUGCCCUUAAAAAAUACCGGCGCCUGCUACGCAGGCUAUUGUCUGCCUUGAAAAUCGUCUGCAACGAUUCAGAUUACGUUUUCCAAUGAAAUUACUGGUUUUUUGUGUGUUUAAACCAGGGGAAUCGGCUUUAGUUAAAUGGAUUUCAAUUUUAAGAAGCAAACAGCAGUCAUAACCUCUUUGAGUCAAGUGCCAGUGUUUUCAUUCUUUACUUAAUCCUUUUAAGUUUCAAGAGUGAUUAACAUCAAUUUUCUCCCAACAAUAUCGGUACAUAAUCAAAAGAAAGGGUCCUAGGAACUGAUACAAUGAUCACCAAGUGGAAAUAUUUUCAUUUCUUAACAAAUUCUCUCAACAUCGCCUUGAAGGAAAUUUAUGAAGAUCACUGGAGAAUUUGUGAGUGGAUAUCGGAGCUUAAUGGAGUAACAGUAUUUCUCUUAUUUCAGGGUCCUUUCUUUUACUUGGCGCUUUUCCAUGGCAACCUUUAUUUAGUGUACAGUGCCAAUCUAACAACCAAGUUCGUUCCCGUGAUUAGCAGUGGAGAAACUUUGAAUGACGGUGCUUAUCAUGCUGUUAAAAUUGAACUGGGAAGUAGCGGGUAAGUAAGUUUUCUAUUUUUUUAAUUUUACCGCCAGUGCGGUUUGUUUACAGGUCACAUUUCACUGGUCACUUCAAGAAACUUCUAUAGAGUGUUCCUGAACAAAAGCAGAGGGCUUUGCUGUCGAACUUGACAAUAAAAAUGUUAUUGGCUCCAGAAUACUAAUGUCUUCCAACAGACACUUCUUUUCUUUUGUGUUAGAGAUUGACGAUGUACAUUAAUCAAGUAUAAAGCCAAACCAAAACGACUAGAGAGAUACCAGUCAGUGUGCUUUCCUUUCUGUCAUAAGCGUUUUCUAUAUAGCUUGAAGAUUAUUUUCUCAUUUAGUUUGCUGAAUACAAAAAAAAAAUCGCCGAAAAUGUUGAAAAGAUGGGGAUAUCAUUUUAAAGCCGCCGUUUUAUCUUAGUGUUCAUGUUGCUUGCGCUUCAAUUUCGCUGAAUUAGCGUCUUUUUUAUUUCCUUUCAGGUCCGUUUUAUUAGCGUUUAACUCGAAAAAAAUUUCUAAAGUACAAUCCAUGUUCAUCCUCCGAAGAAAAAAAGAACAAGUGAUCCAGCUGCUUUAAUUCCUUUUUCUAACAUUUGUGUUUGUGUUUUAGGAGCAAUAUAAAACUUGAUGACCGCGAUUUGACAAUAGAUCCGGGAUUUCCCGCGGGUCCCGUUAGUCUGAAUGGCAGUCUGUGGAUUGGUGGGGUGGAUAAUCGUACAGUCAUACCCAGGCCCUUCCCUGUUAUUAUUCCAUUCGAAGGAGAUAUGAAGGACCUGACGCUGAAUGGAGAGUAAGUUGCUACACUGCGUGCUAAUCUAAAAAAGAAGAUUUCAUUGUUUUUAGACUUUUUUUCUCAACGCUCAAGGACUCAGCCGCUAUUUGAUCUUUUCACUCUUCCUUCCCCCACAAAAAAAAUGAAAUCAUAUCAGUUGCAGCGGCCAGGUUUAAUUGUUGGAAGUGAUAUGCAGUAUAAACAAGUAGCACCAGUGAAGAGUGUAUAUUUGUAUAGUUUUACAGCUGGAAAUUUCAAUGCAGUUUUACAUACCUCAAGUGAGAGAGUUCAUAUCUUACUAGAUAAAUGUAAUCAUGAUAGGAAACUUUUUUUUAACGAUGACAGUGAGGACCCAAUUUUUUCUUUCUUGAAAAUUUAUAGCCUGCGUGGCAGGCGCUUGGAAGUAAUACUGCUAGAAAAGGACAGGGUGCGCGACAAAAUUCAGUGCAUCGUUACGGUUUUCUGUGUAGUAUACUAAGGGAUGUGUUUUGGUUUUCAGCCCAAUAAACAUCUUCUCUGGACGAAGCCAGUAUGUAUCACUAGCUGGAGUGCCGCCUGAACUUGUUGUAGUACCCACCGCUGAACCCACAACCCCUCCCCCCACGUUACCACCACCUACCUGCGGUGCACCGAACCCACCCCUGCGGGUUGGAUUAGGAGAGGAGCAUGCGCGAUUAGAGGGCUCUGAAUAUAUCGCCUUUUCUUCAAGUCAAGAAGUGUUAAACUACACUAGAGAACGGUAAGCACUUUUGAUCGUUGUGUGUAUAACUCUUUUUGCUCUCGCAAAAUUUACUUUUUUUGGUACUCUCAGGGCUGAAGAUUUUUCCCUAAAAACAUCCCUCUGAUACGUAACCUUCUCCAUAAAGCUUUGCCCUUAGUUAGAUUUGUUGACGAGGUUGUCUGCUACACAUUGUCGUUUAAGCUGUAUUGGCACUCUAUGAAUUUCUGAUGAACAAGAUUUCUCUUAAGUAGGUUGAGCGAAGUACACGAAUAGGACUCUUAUUGAUAGUGACUGACGUUUCGACAGCCUGUGCGGUUGUCAUCUUCAGAGUCAAAGAUGACGACUGUCAACAGCAGUCCUAUUCAGUACUACGAUCACCCGGGCGAUCAUGCUCAACCUACUUAUGAAAUGGCCCCUGGAUGAUGACAAGAUUUCUCUUGUUUGUUAUUGAUAUGCCGCCGCAGCAUGUUGUGAUCACUGACUGAAAGACUUAUUAUUUCAGGAAAAUAAAGUCAACUGGAAUAACCAUCAAUAGGCUGGUACUGUAAUACUAAUAAAUGUCUUGUUUUGUUGGUCAGGUUUGUGAUUUCUGUUACGUUCCGGUCUCUUGUUCCGAAUGGAGUUCUGUUGUAUGCAGCUGAUGACGUCAUGAAUCCCAGUCAUUACAUUAGCUUGGAGCUUGUCAAUGGACAACUAUUGUUUAAACAAAAUGCUGGCAUCGGGGAAGUUCGAGUUGCAAGCAGAUUCAGUAACUACUCCCAUGGUGGAAUUGAAUAUACGGUAGGGGAAUUUCUUUUUUAAAAUCGUUCAAUAAAUAGAGAAGCCAUGCAAAUUUAUGGCGACAAAAGAAAGCGUUUAAUUUGACUCCUACAGGUCUAAUUUAAGACACCAACUUGGUCGACGUUUUAAUGUUCUGGGGCAACAUUAUGGCCGACGUGACGUGAUAUGGAAGGCUCUAUUGACCCCGUUAACUUAUAACUUAUUUUACAAUAUCAACACGGAACCCGAGUGCCGUAUAUCUCAUGUCAGAUGAGAAUUGACACUUGAAGAUGUUGUUUGAAUGCUCUGUUGGGGUUUUGUCAGCGGGCAAGGUUUCGUCACUUUGGGUUGCCAGUGGUAGAAAUAGGGUUACUAAAGGCGAUAACCAUUCGGACUGCGGGUUUUAGUCACGUGACUAAAGACCAAGGAGAUGUUAUUUUACCUUGAUCGUCUCUGGUUUGUUACUUGACCUUGUGACGUCGUUCAAUCAAAUGUCUUCCUCGCCUCUAGCUUCGGCUACUUCGUUAACAGUUUGAAAUAAUAUUAGUAAAAAACCACAUUGUUCUAUUGAAAUAAAUAAAACUAAACGAAUCAAAAACUUGUAAGUUGUGAUUUGUCUUGUUGAACACUACUGCUAUCUUUUUCACUUUGUCUAUGGAAAAGAUAAGGCCUUCAAGAAUAAUUCCUGUAAUUCAGUGCCUUGUGUAGCAAUCUAAAAUGCACCAUAGCAAACUGACGAAGCAUUCUUCUUUGGUCUUUGCAACAGGUUCGAUUGUUGAGAAUUACUCAGUUUGGUGCUAUUUUGGUGUCAAACACAAACGACUACAAGAAUAACAGGGUCGGCCAUGGAACAGCUGCCCUGGUCAUCAACAGUCCUUUCUUUUAUGGGGGAGUACCCGCACAUAUAAAUAUGUCAGUAUUAGAGGUAAGCUUUAAGCAUCGAAAUUAUUCACCAUUCACCCAUCUCCCAUUAUACACCUUGCUUUCUCCCCUUUCUCUCCCCCCCUCCCCCCCCCCAAAAAAAAUUGCAUAACCUUUGUUUUUCAUUUGUCUUGGGGAUUGUAGUCGUUCGAAGAGAAAUUGAAGACCUACCUAUGCAAUUUUUUUUUUUUUGGGGGGGGGGGCAUGGUCAGCCACGAUUUUGUCAAAAAUGAUAGUCUUUACCGUGAUUUUGUAUUUUACAGCCGAUUGAAAAUCGUCUAUACAUGUUUAAUGUUUUACAGCAAACAUUGUGUCUCCGUCCAUUGUCAGCCCAAGACGGUAGACCAAAGCAAAAGUAAUUUGGAUAUGGCAUGUUACAACACUGAAAGACACUGAUGUUCGAUCUGGCUAUAAUGAUAGCCCGCUGGCGCAUUUCUUACGCACUCACUGCUCAGUUAAAUUUAUCUGAUCUGAAUUUUCGUUUGUUUUCCGACAGUCUAAGGGAGUUGGUUUUAUUGGUUGCCUUGGACCUCUCUCCAUUCAGAACGCCAAGUCUGAAACCAAGAUCUUCAAUCCGCGGUAAAGAGAUAAUUAAACCAACUUACAACUUGUAAACCCCUUAUUUCUCCAGACUGAUCUCCAUACAUUUCCCUAUAGAAUUAGUUGAGAGAAUUUGAUAAAAGAUCAAAGCAUUUUCCCUUUGGUGACCAUUUUUAUUUCUUGUCGUAACCUUUUCUCUUGAUGGUGUAAGGGUAUUAUAAGGAGUAAAUAGAUGUUAGUCACUCUGGGAACGGGUAAAAGUGUUAAAGCGGGCAUAGACGUCUGAAAUAAUGUUUAGAAAUAGUGAUUUUAACGGCAUUUCACGACAGCCAUCAUGAGUCAUCUUUCUACAUUUGAAGAUGCAUAAAAGCGGGGGUUCACUGUUCGAGUGCCCUCAUUUUCACUGUUUUUGGUAAUGGCGUUUUGUUUUACUGUGCAAAAUUGUAUGUUGAGUGUUAAAGUUCUUUCUGCUUCAUUUUUUUAGCACUGACAGGGAAGAUGCUAAUUCUAGUUACACCUAUAAACAGUGUUACAAUGAAAUACAAUCACAAGCUGGUUUCAAUGGUGACGGCUACAUUAUUUAUGGUAAGAAAACAGCGCUUGAACAUCUAGUUUUUCCUAUCAGCUGGAGCUCUGUUUUAUUUGCCAUUAGUUAAACGAUUAACUAUUUAGUUUGGAACGUAAAAGUUAGUGGCGUGAAAGAGAUAAGCUGUUAUAUAACUCACGGUCCGUUUGCUCUGCUCUGUGUUGUGUUUAAAUCUACCAAGGGCCGUACGCGUUUGAUCCCCCUUUCGUUCCGUUUGGUUAGUUCAUUCGUUUUUGGAAACUGCUUUUUAAACCAAUAGUUUCCAUAUGGAGACCACAACCCGUAUGUCAGCAAUCUACUGGCAAAUUGCGUUAAGCAGUCCAGUUUUUUCCACUCUAACUUCUUUGGCGAAAUAAAUUGUUUUUCCUGUUUUAACAAGACUGUUAACAAAGUGUUUUUUGUUUUUAUUUUAAGAUUCGGACUACUCGCUUCCUAAUGGGACAGAAAUAGAAAUCACCUUCCGCGCCACAACUCGUUCCGGGCUCCUCGUGUCUAUUACCAACAGAACGGGGAAUGGGUCCGUUACCUUGGAGCAGUUAGAGGGACAGGUAAGUGUGUGAGCCGAAGUGAAAAAUAGAUUAAAUCCUUGAACCCCUUUUCCAAGUGAUCAUUCAAAAGACUGGCGCGUUUUUCUUACCAUCGUCUUCUGUUUGUUUCAGGUUGUUCUAAUUUUUAAUGGUGAGGGUACACCGGAAGUGAUCAAGUGGACCGACCCUUCUAUCCCGUCUGAUGGACAGUAUAAUGCUUCAUUCCAUCUUUGUGAUAACAAAUUUCACAAAAUAGUGAUAAGAAGGACUGGCAGUAAUGUUGAAUUGCAAGUGGAUGAUCAUCAAGCUGUAAAGGGUUCUGUACCAUCUGGAUUUUCUCUCCAACCUGCCAACUUCUACAUUGGUGGCGUACCAGGUAACUUUAAGAAGCCUAUCUUGUUACACUCGUAAUAAUAAACAUCAGAAAAUUUCUCGAAUCUGAUUGGCUGAGAGCGAUGCAGUUUUUAGUUAACGCGGUGCAAAAACGAGGAAAUAUAUUGAAACAUUGUGAUUGGCUAAUAAUAAAUAUACAAUAGAAAUACAAAAGAACCAAUCCGUUGCCGCAAUAGACAGGAGAAGUCCUUACGUCAUGUUACCAUGGUAGCAAAAUCCGUGGUAGCAACAAGCCUUGGUCAUUCACUUAUGGCAGAAAAACGAAAAAAUAGACAUGUACGACUUUCCUGCGCAUGAUUGCACAGACGGUGGCCCAUACUUUUCUUCCAUCGUUCGGCAAUGCAAAUGGCCGUCUCUGUCAAGAAAGAUUUUUGAGAUCCAGAAAUUCUGCUACCAUGGUAACGUGACGUCACACUUCUGUCUAUCUUUAUUGGCCAUUUUUAGGUGACGAGUGAGACUGUGUCUGUGUCAUGUCAAAUUGUAUGAUGGAACUGUUUUGGGGAUGAAAUUUGAUCAAGUUAAUUUCUUUAUAUAUAUUGUAAAAGGGUAAUUAGUCCAAAAAUGUUUCUUACCGGUCAGAAUGGUUUUCUUCCCAUAUAUUUUGGACCGCAUUAUUCGUUUUUGGCGCUGAGAAAUGUCUCCUUUUGGUCCUUGGCCGGAACAAUGGUAUUUGAUGUCACAAAUAGGCCCUCUGCAGCUAGCCAUUCACGUGGUACAAAACCGCCGUGCUGGAGAGAAAAAGUCGCUCUGGGAGAAGGCAAACAAAGAAAAUUACCAUUUCAAAUUAUGUAUGUCUUUUGUUUGUCUUGUCCCUGUGCGACUUUUGCUCUCCAGCGUGGCGGUUUUGUACCAGGUGAAUGGCUGCAAAGCGCCUAUUGUUCAGAACACACGGAUGUUGUAACGGACAAAAGAUUGAUGGUGUCGUCACUCAGGGAUAAAUUCGUCCCCCAUUCACGGGCCCUAUUUUGAUGAAGAUUGAUGUUGUUAAUGUUGUGUUUUUAGACGGAUUUGGGUUCCAGACAGACAGUGGCUUGUCACAUAAAGGACUCACAGGUUGUGUACAGAGCCUGAAAAUUGAUGGACAGUCAGCUGGCAUCAUAAGAAACACACAGCUAUAUAAAGUACAACAAGGCUGUAAUGCUCCACGGGUUACAUAGCUUUGAACUCUUUUACGCCUGCUUGCACUUAAUUUUUCUGCAUAGUAAAUAAGUGUACCGCUAGUUGUGAUUAUUUAGAAGUCACUUUUGCCAUUAGAGAUGGAGAGUUAGAGGUUUCGUGCACAUACAGAACUAGAAGGGAUACUUUUUUACAGGAUGAUACAAAUAUUGAAUAAAUUUUUGAUAAAAUGGAUCCUUUCUCUGAAAUAAUAAAUAAGGAGUGUGUUUUCUUCAUUAAUAAUGAAACCUAUCAUCAAAAUGAAAACUCAAGGUACUGGAAACUGAAUUAGUUGAAUUAUUUUUUUUUUGUAUGAGCAAAUUAAAAUUUUGUUUUUGUUUUUGUUUUUUCAUUUUUGUAUUCAAGAGAAACAUUUUUGGUUAAUUGAUUUUUUAUAUAUUUUUUACAAGCUUUCCGUGUUAUUUUCAUUAUCCGCGUAUAGUUAUAUUUAGCCUUUGAAUUGUAACUAUCUCUAAAUGAUGUGAAGGCACACGGUGUUAAUCAUGUCAGUAUUAAAAGGUGUGUAAAACGUAUUUGAACAUAAAUAAAGC
Messenger RNA from Porites evermanni, 54199 nucleotides. The record is from the annotation of a GenBank genome assembly. NCBI's taxonomy places the organism in Eukaryota, Metazoa, Cnidaria, Anthozoa, Scleractinia, Poritidae.